Diachasma alloeum is the source of this 49358-nucleotide messenger RNA. It is a transcript of the gene Msp300, whose product is annotated as nesprin-1. Gene Ontology annotation, molecular function: actin filament binding. Gene Ontology annotation, cellular component: meiotic nuclear membrane microtubule tethering complex; nuclear outer membrane; cytoplasm. Lineage: Eukaryota; Metazoa; Arthropoda; Insecta; Hymenoptera; Braconidae. The record is from RefSeq and is a predicted model, not a curated record. Gene Ontology annotation, biological process: nuclear migration. The transcript is spliced from 40 exons. Bases 1 to 48786 code for a protein of 16261 amino acids.
AUGUCGAGGGAGACCCCGCCCAGAGAGCCGAGGGGUGAGAGCCCUUCGCCGGCAGGUGGUAGUCCGCGUACACCACGUGGCGGUCUCUUGAGGGACCGUGUGAGUUUUUUUGAGCGCAUUUUAACCUCGCAAAAUCGAUCUGUGAGCACUGAGGAUCUUGAGCGCGCCGAGUCACCUAAUCGGGCUAGUGACAGCUCUUUUGAGGAGUCCUUUGAGCGGUUGGUGGAGGAGGGCGAGUUGAAUGGCGCCAAAGUGGUCAAGUUUGAGAAGAUAACUGUGAGGAAGAGUGUGAGGGAGGUGACGUCCAUCAGUAGAACUCCGAGCGAGGAGCACGGACUUGAGGAUUCGGCUUAUCAGAGCCAUGGGAUUCAGGGGAGCCAUGGGAGCAAGUCAAGCUCGGUCACGAGUUUUGCUAGAUUUCCGUCUGAGGAGAGCCUUGAGCAGCGGUCCGGCGAGGACAGGGCGGGCUCGGAGUGGUAUGCUGAGUUUCAUAAUCAGAGCUUCCAGAAUGUGUCUGCCAGGAUGGAGUAUGUGAGGAGUCGGAGUGAAUAUGACGCACAUAUUCGGGAGAUUAAAGAUGAACAGGAACGAGUGCAGAAGAAGACCUUCGUCAAUUGGAUCAACUCUUACCUCUCCAAGAGAAUUCCACCUCUACGAGUGGAUGACCUAAUCGACGACCUGAAAGAUGGCACUCGUCUUCUUGCCCUUUUGGAAGUUCUUUCUGGAGAGAAACUGCCAGUGGAAAGGGGCAGAAACCUGAAAAGACCCCACUUCCUCAGCAACGCCAACACUGCACUACAGUUUUUACAAAGCAAAAAGAUUAAAUUAGUCAACAUAAAUUCAUCGGAUCUAGUCGACGGACGUCCGCCAGUCGUACUGGGUCUCAUUUGGACCAUCAUCCUGUACUUCCAGCUACGGUCAAAGGAUCGAAGAAUGAUUGAGGAGAACACCAGAGCACUGGAGUAUCUCGGCCAGACGUGGGGCAGCCAGAGCAGUUUGGAGAGUUUAGGGACUCAGGGAUCAGUGGCUAGUGAGAAAAAACGACUCAGCAGUGAGAAAUGGAAACAGGGAGCCAGGAAGACUCUACUUCAGUGGGUCACCAAUGCAUUGCCAAAGGAAAUGGGAAUAACAGUUCGUGAUUUUGGCGAGAGUUGGAGAGACGGCAAUGCUUUCCUGGGAAUAAUCGACGCGAUCAAACAAAAUCUUGUCAACAUAGCGGCGAUGCGGGGAGCAACGAACCGCGCUCGAUUGGAAACGGCUUUCAAUGUUGCUGAAGAAAAAUUGGGUAUUGCGCGGUUACUGGAUCCUGAGGAUGUCGAUGUACCGCAGCCAGAUGAAAAAUCUAUCAUGACCUAUGUUGCACAAUUUUUGCACAAAUAUCCAGAGCCAAAAUCAUGCGAUAAUGACUCGUUUGCUACUGUACAGCAGGAGUAUGAUGCCCUCCUUACUUGGCUCAAUGAACGCACGAGAAUGCUUGAGCAGCUUGACAGAACUCACUCGUUUCCAUCGAGUUAUUCUGAUUACGCCGCAGUUCGUGGCGAAACGGAUGAGAAAUCCAUUCUCUACAAGAAGCUUCACCGCCUGGUAGACACCGCGAGUGUCAUCAGCAUAACCCGCGACUCGUGGAAGCACAUUCAGAUCCUCUGGGAGAAGCUCGAGCUUCUGCUGUUAAAAUGGCUGUGGCUUUUGGACUCAUCCCUGCCAGGAGAAAUCGGAGAGACCGGGCGCUGGCUAGCACUGGCCGAGUCCCUCAUAACUUCAGACCACAACAUCCCCGAUGAGAUGAAUGAAACAACCGCGGGAAUAAUCUCCGAAAAAUUAGAGGAGCACAAAAAGUUCUUCCUGGACCUGCCGACCAUGAUGGAGAAGUUCCACCGCGCGAAAACCUCUCAAAUUGCUCGUCAAAUUCCCCCAGCACAACUGGAGAAUAUGGCGCAACGUUUCGAGAGCCUUCCCGAUCGCGCAGCCAAGCGCAGAAUAAAACUCAAGUUUUUGGAGCACAAGUGCUGUCUCGUGGCAUUCCUCUAUCUCGUAGAAACAAAACUCAAGACCUGGAGCAUUAAAUACGGCACCGAGGACCAAGUAAAUCAAAUGCUGGAGCAAUACCGAAAUUUUGUCUCUCGAAAUAGAAUUUUCCAGGAAUUUCAGAAAGCUUAUCUGGACAUGCAACAAGUCGUGGAGGAGUACAAGCGCGAUGGGGGAAUUGACAGCAAGGAGGCGCAGAACGUUGAUCGUUUCAUGUUCGAGACUUCGGAGAAGUGGAAGAAGAUCUCCAUGGAUCUUCGUUGUGUGCAGAGCAUGCUGGAGGAGGUGGUGGCUUAUUGGCGCCGCUGGACCUCGAUUUCUCAGGAGUUUGAGGCCUGGCUGAUUCGCGCCGAACCAGCGCUCAAGUUGCCCGAUGAAGAAAAGAUGGAGUUCUUCCAAGAUAUAGGCAUCUGGAAAGACAAACACCAACAACUAUCCGAAACCGUGAGCUUCUUAAUCGCCACUUCCGACGACGACGUCUCCCUUCGCCUCCGCGAUCGCUUCACAGAAAUGACAAAUCGUUGGGAGCGACUCUUCCUCGAGGCGCGCCAAUACAUGCACGCUGGUGAUCUCCUGAGGAACCGCAAGAGCUACAGAUCCGAAGUCGAGCGUCUUCAGACAUGGCUUCGUAACGCUGAGGACGCUCUGUCAACCUCUCAGCUAACAUCGAUUGAAAAAAUAAAGGCCUACGGUGAGAGACUCGAAACCCUCAACAGCGAGAUCGAGGGUCUCGAGGAAUUGUUCAGAAGCAUCUCCAAGAAAUUCCAAACCCUGAUACAAGAUUUAUCCCGAGAAGAAGUGGACAAGAUGAUGAACACCCUGAAGAGAGAGAAAGAGGAGCUGGUGAAAGUCCGUGCAUUGAUUCCCAUGGGACUGCAUCUGUACCAUCAAUUAUUGGUUCAGCACGAGUCCCUGGAAACAGGAAUUCGAGAGAUCUCCUCUUGGCUGGACGAGGCCGAGCGUUUGUUGGCAUCAAUCGACCUCUCCGGAGGUAGAGACUCAGCCCUGGCCCAACUGGAACGCCACAAGAUCUUCUUCUCCAGAACUCUCUACUACAAAUCAAUGCUCGAGUCGAAAAACAAACUUUUCUCGAGCAUCAUGAAGUCUGUGGACGCCCAGGGUAAUCCGGAGACUGCCGAGGGUGGAAAGCACCUUCGAGCUUUGAUCGAGAGGUUCACCAGGGUCUCUCAGGCCGCACAACUCAAUGAACAACGACUGCAGGAGGCUGUCAGGUGCUGGACCAAAUUCAGGGAGUGUGAGAGACAGAUUUUCGAGUGGUUGACAGCUGCUGAGAAUUUGAUCAGCGACAGGAGAAAUGAUAACAGGCAGAGUGUUGAUAAUCACAAAGCUUUCUUUGGAAAGGUCAAUGAACGAUGGAUUCAGGACCUCAUUAAUGCUGGCCAAGACCUCAGAAAUGCACUUCCGCCUGCUCAACAGCAACCGAUCAUCGAAGCUGUUGAUGGGUUGCAGCAACGGUGGAGGGACGUCCUAGCAUUUGCGCCCCUUCACUUGAUGAGACUAGAAUUUCGAUUGGAUGAGACAACUUUCUUGCAGUAUCUCAAAGAUAUUGAAAUGGAGAUUAAUUCGGAGCAGCAGGCGUUGAUGAAGAAUGAGAAUGUUGAUUCUAUUCUGGGGAGGAAUGAGGAGUUCUUUGUGAAGAAGGGAGUGAUCAGUGAGGUACAGAAGAGUCUGCAGAGUCUGAAGAAAAUUAGCAUUGCCUACACGCAGAUGAAGCCUGAAGAUAAGACACUGCAGGAGGCAGUGACACAGGCUGAACAGUUGUGGGAGGAUUCAGCUCAGAGGAUUGAGAUUAUCAGGGAACAGCUGAAACAGGUGCCCGAACAGUGGGCUGCGUACAGAAACAAAUUUGAUGAAAUGGUAAGAUGGAUGGAUCACGUUGAUGGUAUCAUCCGAACAAUCCUCAAAGAAGUGAACUCCCUGGAAGAGUUCCAAAAAGAACGAACAAUUUUCCAGAUGCAAUCUCUGACGAAUGUGUGCCAUGAUGCUGACAGCAAGCGAGAAGAAAUGAAGUGGUUGGUCCAGACUCUUGACAGUCUGACCACAAAUCGUUCAGACAACGAGGCUGUGAAUGAGCAGCGUCAGUUGGAACAUUUGAUAACUCGUUACAAAAAUUUGAUACCAACGAUUGAGAUAACAAUGACCAAGACAGACAUCUACACGAAGAGUUAUACUUAUCGUAAAGAAGUUCACGAGGUUUGCACUUUGCUUGAAAAAGUAAGGCGAGAAUUUACGGUGGAGAGUCCAGAGGUACCAGCUGAGGGAGAGAAGGCAGCUGAGGUGCUGAAGGAGGCUGUCAGCAAUCAGGAGAGUCGAUUGAGCCAGUUGGAGACCCAAAGGGCCAAUAUUCUCAGUAUGUUGCAGCGUGGGAAAGAUUUGCUGAAGGACCAGCACGCACCUCCAUUCGUUUCCUCGGAGAUUCAGCAGUUGGAGUCGAGCUGGAAUGACACUUAUGGCCACAGUGUUGAUGCUCUGAAGACCUUGAAGACGUCUCAGAAAUUGUGGGAAGCGUACGAACAGCAAAAGGAGGAAAUCACCAAGUUGAUGAGAGAAGCCAAUGAGGAACUCCAGAAGAUAAAGAGCAUGAGCUUCAGGGACACCCAGCAGGUUGCUUCCAACAUCAAAUUCCAGAAGGAAUUCUGCUCGAAUUUGAAGAAAUCCUCUGGGGAAAUUAUCUCCAAACUAAAAGAUACUGAAGAGAAGAUACGGGAUAUCUCACCUGGGGAGAUUACAAUUACCAUCAGGGAGGAAAUUACUAAAAUUGAGAAGAUUGUGCACACGACUAUUGAGACCGUGGAGAAACGUGUGACUCAUCUCGAGAAGCAGGGGGCUAAGUGGUCCAAAGUACAGAGUGAAAUGACAGAGUUGAAGAAUUGGACUCAGCAGAGCGCUCCCCAGGCGAUUGCCACUGUGCAGGAUGUCGCUACUACACCAGAGGAGAGAGUGAGGAAAACGGAAAUGCUGCAGAAGCAGAUUUUGGAUAAAAUCACGAAUCUUAAAACACUGGAGCAAGAAUCCAAGGAAUUGAUCACAGAACAACCGAAUCCCGACUCCAAGCUCCUAAAAACCGAGAUAAUCGAGCUUGAAAAAUCCCUCCAAGCCCUCAACGACAGCAUUUCCCACCAACGUGAGGAUGCAACAAAAAAUCUUGCCACUUGGAAGCAAUACGAAGUGAAGAUUGAGAAAGUCAAACCCUGGAUUGAGCAAGCGGAGACCCAAGUGGCCACAAUAGGUUCAAAACCAUCGACUCUGCCUCAAGCCUUCGAAAUGCUCCAAACAGCGCGGGCCUUCGAGCGCCAAUGCCAGCAGCAUUUACCACAAAUCCAAGAUUUAUCUCAAGUGAGCCAACAAAUCGAGGGAAGAACAGUAGCUGCAGACGAAGUGGACGCAGUUUACACUCGCUGGAACGCUGUGCACGACAUCUCAACUCAAACAACAACGAAACUAGACAAAUUAGUGUUAUCAUGGACGAAUUUCGAGAAGGACAUGGGAGAGUUUGAUAAUUGGCUCAAGAGAAGUGAAGAGACUGCGGAGACUCAGCCGAAUGUCCAGACCCCAGAGCCGUCCAAGUUGGAGCAAGACCUCAAUCGUUUGAAAGAAUUCAACAAAGUGAUUUCCGAUCGUCAGGCACAGCUGAUCACUCUCACUCAGGUGUCCGACCACAUCAGCCACGGAUUGUCCAUCGAAGGUGCCACGACUCUCAAGACUCGAGUCUCCGCGACGAAGGGACGAGUAGGAAAGCUCGCAGACAGCGUCAGACAACAGAUCAAUCUCGUCUCAGAUGCUCUACUCGCUCGUCAAGAGUUCCAGAUGAAGAUUUCCGACUUCGAGACCUGGAUGACCCAGUCACGUGCCAAUAUCACUGAAGUCAGUGAUGCUAGUGUCGACAAUGUCGAUGGCAAUCUUCAAGCCCUUCACGGAUACCUCCAGGAGCAUCGGGAGAAGCAGCCCAGUUUUGCGACAAUUUACGAAGAAGUCAAACGACUUUCUGCACAGGGUACACCUCAGGAGGCUGAAGCCCUCCACGAGGUUUACACGAAUUUAGCUGAUAAGUACAAAGCCCUGGAGGACGAUGUGCAGAAGAGGAAGAGGGGAUUGGAGAAGUGGGGUGAGCUUAUCAACUGGCACAACGAGACGAGCGCUCAACUCAGCCACACGAAAUACGAAUUGGACAAUAGAAAACCGACGGUUGAAGAUUUGGAUAAAUUGUCGAUUGAGAUUCAAAAGGUCUGCAGUAAGAUUGAAUCGUGGAAGGAGCAAAUUCCUCUUGUAGAUGAUACAAUGGGAAUAAGGAUGAGGGACAAGCAGGGGAAACCCUUGACAGCUGCGAGUCUCGUUCACGAAUUGGAGAAUAAAACAGUGGCUUUGAAAACGGAAAUCUCCACGAAACGAGAUAAACUGGAGAGUUUGGGGGCUCGUUGGGAUAAUUUCCGGAAACUCCAGGAGAAAUUAACGGAAGAAAUCAUCACAACUCAGUCAUCGUUACAGCAAAUAACUAUGUCAGUAAAAACGUGUGAACAAUUGGCUCCAGCAGUUGAGAAGAUCGAUGAUUUUAUUGAAGAUCAUCAACGAAGAGAGUCAGACAAAAGCACUCUUCAUCGUGAGGGAAAUAAUCUCAUCAAAGAGGACCAAAAAGCGAUGACCAAUGUUCAAGUUGUUGUCUCCUCAGUCGAUGCCAAUUGGGAGAAGGUCCACGACUUGUUGAAAGAACAACGGAAGAAGUAUUCCGAGAUGGACGCCAACUGGAAGAGCUAUCAGGAGUCCAGGGAGAAGCUUGUCAAGUUCAUGGAAGACUCUAAGAACCUACAAACUGCGCUGCAACAAGUCCCGAAUGACAUCACCCAGGCGAACGUUGCCCUUGAGAAGCACAAGCGUGCUUCAGAGAUUCUAAAGAAGGGAAAACAGUUCCUGGAGAAGAUGGACCAAAAGGCACAGCAAAUUAUCAAGGAGGCUUCACUGAUGCCGAACUUCAAGGGCGAAACAAUUGAGAAUGAUUUGUCCAGGAUGAGGGCUGAAUACCAGGAAAUUUACUCGAAAAUAAUCGAGAAAACGCAGUCACUGGAGAGCCAAGUGAUCAUUUGGAAGCAAAUAGAGGAGUCUAAAUACGAAUUGACUCGAUGGUUGAGCGAUACGAAUGAAGCACUGACAUCAGCUUACGAACGUUUGACUGACGCUGAGAACGGACAGGUGAGAUUGUCUCGUUAUCGCGAGGAACUUCCGACUUAUCAACUCUUGCGUGAAGGCGUAGCAACGAAAACCGAGCAGAUCGUCAAAAUCAAUAGCAACGCGAACAUCCCGACAUUAGAAUCUCUAAACCGACUCUUAGAUGAUCAGUUCAAAGCGGUCAAAGAGUCUGCUGACAAACUGGCAUCCCUCACCUCCAAUCUAACCGAAAAGGAGAGAGCAAUCAAGAAGAAUCUCAAGAAAUCGAGCGAUCAAAUCUCGAAAAUCCGAGAGGAAAUUAUAAAGUGCGACGAUUUGACUGGAGAAAACACCAGAAUCCUGGUGAGGAUCAAUAAGUGUCAGCAGUUGAAGAAAGAACUUGAAAAUUGCGAUGAAGAUCUUCAACGAGUUCAACAGGAAGUGGCGUCUGCCUCGGAAAAUUAUCCGGCGAUUCGUCACUCAACUCUACCGAAAGAACUGGAAUCGAUUCAGGAACGACGCAGAGGUGUCGUCAGCCACGCUGACAAGGUCGCAGCCACAUUAGUUGCAUUCCUGGCCAAAAUCUACAACGAGAAAUUCAGUGCUCUUCAGAGAAUGGUUGCGACGUACAAGGAGAAAGUACAGUGGUGUGCACCAGAGCAAAACAGCGAUAAAUACAAUCUCGAGGUGAAGAUGACGUCCUUAAUCGACGUUGAAAAGGGGAUAAAAGAGUGUAAAACCCGUAAAAUGGAAACUGACAAGUCCCUGGGGCUGUUAAAAACCGUCGAAACUCCAGAAACAAUUGCUGCCCUCACUUCUGAACGAGACAGUGUCUCUGGAGACCUAGAAUCCUUGGAGAAUGAUUACUCAAAAAUCAGGAAAAUUCUUCAGAAGAACAUUGAAUUGUGGCAGCGAUAUGAGACCACCUCGGAGACCAUUUCCACGUGGCUCAAAGAAACUGAGAAUAAAAUCAGAGCUGAGGGUACAGGCUUGAUUGAGUUACCCCGCGUUGAGGAGAAAAUUCAAGAAAUUGAUGAUUACAUUAAAACCGUGAACGCCUUCGAUAAGGAGAUGAAAGAUCUAUCGGCUCUUGGAGACAAUAUUGUGAAAGUUAGUCCGGAGUCUCGAGUGACUCAGUACGUGAGUCACCUGAUGGCUCGUUACCAAGCGAUUCAGAAAUUCCUGGCGCAACAUUUGGAAAAAUUGAGGGAAUUGAAGGACGGAAGGGAUCAGUAUAAAUCUCAUGUUCAAGACCUGGAGAGGUGGAUCGAAGGGGCUGAGAAGAAACUGAGAAGUUUGGAUGGCACCAGUGGUCCUAAGCCCAUGACUUUCUACCAGGCACGUCUGAACGAGCUGAAAGCCUUCAGGGAAGACCGAGAGGAGGGCCAAGGAAUUUUGAACAGAAUCUCCGAGGCUGGUGAGGCACUCUUCCCAAAGAUCACUCCUGAUCAGAGGGAGGCACUCAGAGCUGAGCUCAGAAAUCUCAGGAGCAGGGUUGAUGCAUUAGGAGACUGGUCCAACGGAAUUUACAAGAAGAUAGAGAAUGACAUGAUGCACAGGUCUUCAUUCGAGGACAAGUACUCGCAAGUGAAACAAUGGCUGUCUGAUACACAAGCUAAACUGGGUGACAAACAAGAGCUUUUGCCCACUCUUCAGGAGAAGAAACUCGCUUUGCACUCGUACAGGGCAAUUGCCCAGGACGUAAGCGUUCACAAGAACAUUCUUCAGCAGUUAUCAGCGCGUUUGGAAGAAGUCACUGACGACGAAGCCAGUGAAAUGCUGACGAGUGUCAUCGAGGGGUAUGAGGAACUCGCCCAGAAUGUUGAAGAUCGCAUUAGCGUUGCUGAGAAACACGUGGCGAAUCACGAAGCUUAUUCCCAAACAUUCGAUAAAACUCGAGACUGGAUUAACUCAGUUAUCAACGAGUUUUCACAUUUGGGCGAAGAUGUGCCUGUGGAGAGGGAGUCAGCUAACGCCAAGAUCAUUCAAAUUCAGAAUAUUCUGUCCCAGAAAUCGGAGGCUGAACGAAUCCUCGAGGAUUGCAAUCAGCAGUUGAAUAUUAUUCUCGAGCAGACGUCCAUUGCUGGACAUCCUGCACUGUCGAAAGCCUACGAAGCUCAGAAAAAGUCUUGGGAGAGUUUCCUGGCUCAACUCGAAGCUACUAAAGCCAAACUCAAUGCUCUGUUUAACCAGUGGACAGAGUUCGAAAAGAUAGUUGAGGAUUUGGAAGCUUGGACUAAGCAGAUGGAGUCGCGUGUGAAGGACCAAACGCUUAAGAGCACUGAAGAAACCAAAAGGAAUUAUCUUGAAACUUUGAUAAGCCUUGAAGAGGAGAUUUCCGCUAAAGUUGGAGAGUUCAAUGCUGCGAUCGAACGAAGUCAGGGGAUCGAAGCGGAUUCUGACCUCGCAACGAGAAUCUCCAGGCAGUCCACGCGCUACCAGGCUAUAAGGAAUCAAGCUAAAGAGGCUGUUGCCAGAUACGAGCAGUACGUGAAGGAGCACAGUGUCUUCAACGAGCGUUACAAUGAAUUCCUGAAGUGGAUCAAUCAAGUUCAAGAUGAAUUGAGCAAACACAGAGAGAUUGUUGGUGAUUUGGCUGCUCUCCAGAAUCGCCAGAAAAACAUUCAAGACCUGGCGGAUACCAGGACAAAAGAAAAUCCAAGGUUUGAGUCUGUGAUUGACCUUGGAGAGAAACUGUAUGCUCAUACAUCACCAGACGGCCGAGAGAUCAUUCGUCAGCAGUUGAGGGACUUGAGAGCCCUUUGGGAUGGAUUCACCGAGGAUUUGCAAGGGGCAACCCAAAAGUUGGAUCAAUGUCUCACCCAAUUUGCCGAGUUUUCAAUGUCUCAGGAGCAAUUGACGUCUUGGUUGAAGGAUGUGGAGCGCACAAUGCAUCAGCAUACUGAGUUGAAGGCAACACUCGAGGAGAAGCGUGCACAAUUGCAGAAUCAUCGAAUCAUGCAUCAAGAGAUCAUGUCCUAUCAGAAUCUGAUGGAAUCAGUUUGUGAUAAAGCACAGAGGCUGGUGGAUCAAACUCAGGAUACAUCACUGAACGUUUAUAUCCAAUCAAUCAAACAACUAUUCCACAACAUCGUUAUUAAAUCCCAAGAUCUCCUGCAGAACCUGGAAGAUUGCACUGAGAAACAUAAUAAAUUCAAUCUUCAAUGCAAGAACUUCGAAGACUGGUUGAAUUUAGAACGGGAGAAGUUGGUGGACUGCACUGACAUCACGGGCGAGCGUGCAGACAUCACCAGAAGAAUAGCAACACUGUCUGUGCUGAAGAGUGCUCAAUCCCAGGGCUUGGAUCACCUCGAAAAAUUGAAGCAACUGUCCAAAGUUGUUCUGGCAACGACGGCCACCAAAGGCCACCCAGCGAUCCUCAAGGAGGUUGAGACCCUCGAAACUGCUCUGCAACAACAUCUCAACGAGGUUGAGACGGUUGAAACCAGGCAAAAUGCUGCCCUCCAGAAGUGGCAGGACUUUGAGAAUCAGAUGGAUGGACAUGCCAAGUGGUUCAGAGCAAUGGAAGCGGCCUUCAGAGAUCAACAGCUGCAAUCAACCUUGAAGGAUAAGGAGGAUCAUCUUCAGUCAUUCAAAGAGAAGAGAGGAACGAUCUUGAAACGAGAAAAAGAAAUGGACGAUUUUGUCGACAAAUCUCAUGGGCUAUUGAACUCCAGUGGAGUUGACAGGAUAAAGCCAUCAAUUUCCCAAAUCAGUAAUCGGUAUCAGCAGCUGUUAGUUUUGAGCAAAGAAGUUAUUGAUCGCUGUCAGACUAUUGUUGAUGAGCAUCGUGCGUUUGAUGAGAAACUCAAGGCUGUGGAUGCCUGGUUGACACCGUUGGAGCAGAAUUUAAUGUCUCUGAGGGCUGAGGAAGUUGGUGGGGAUUUAGAAGCCAAGAGCAGUCGUCUGAAGAUGCUGUUGAGUGAAAGAGAGCAGGCUGAAGCGAAGAUUUCUUCUCUCAAUGCUGCUGGCGACAGGAUUCUACCCACUACCUCCGCUCAGGGUCGUGAAUUUAUCAGGCAGGAGUUGAGGAGCAUCAGAGAGAGGUGGGACAAUCUUGAUGAAGGUAUUGUGAAACAGCAGAAGAAACAGGAUGCGCAGACUAUGCAGUGGUCAAGCUAUCAGGAGACAUUGCAGCAGAUUCUUGCCUGGUUGGAUAAUACUGAGAGGUCGUUGAAGCAGGAUGCGUCGAUGGCCUGGUCCACACUUCCCGAAGUGAGAUCAAAGUUGGUGAAGAGCAAGACUCUCCACCAAGAGAUAGUGGCUCACAAACGAAUCAUCGAGGCAGUCUCAGAGAAGGCGAAUGCCCUCUCCCAAGCAUCUCAAAAUCAACCAGACAUUAUGGAAAGUGUUUCUUCAGUCUCGAAGAGAUACACUCAAUUGGUAGCUUCCUCCCACGAAGGAAUAAGAAACCUCGAAAAACUUGUGGAGAUCUUCCAGCAAUUUCACGACCUUCAAAAAGUCUAUCAAGACUAUCAGAAGCAGCAGUGGGAUAGGCUUGGCAGUUAUACCGAUUAUACUGGGAACAAAGCGGGUCUGCAAGCCAGGCUGGUUAAAGUUGUGGAGAUCCAGGAUGGACUGAGUGAAGGGGAGCACAAGCUCACUGUUCUCGAAGAGCACGUCAAACUAAAUGCAUCAACUCUUCCACCUAGGUCGCAAGAAUCUAUGGAAAGAGACGUGUCCAAUCUCAGAUUCGAGAACAAGAAAUUUGCGACUGCAGUGAAUGACGUAGUCCGUCGCCUCGAAGAGAGAAUUCAAUCGUGGAAUGAGUAUGAAAAUUCCCUAGAACGUCUUUUAGCCUGGCUAUCGGAGGCUGAAGCAAUCCUGAAGAAUUAUACACUGAAGAAUACGAUAGAGGAGAAGCAAGAGCAGCUGGAAAAGUACCAGGAAUUACGAAAGACAGCUGAAUCACGAGGAAUCGAGGUGACGGAACUGGUGUCACACAGUGAUCACUUGGAGCAAUCUCUGUUGACCAAUCUCCGAAGCCACGAAGCAGAGUUCGACAAGAUGAGCGAUGACUCUUCAGAUUUAAUAGAAUCCAGUAACGAGACGAGAUUCUCCUCAAACGUCCAACAAAUCACUUCGCGCUUCCAGUCGAUCCAAGCAACGGCAAAGGAGCUCGUUAAAAAAUGCGAACAAGCAACUCAAGAUCAUUUGGUGUACCUCGAACGCUACAAACAGUGCACAGACUGGCUGACAGCCUCACAAUCCCACUACCAGGCGACAUCGGACAUAUCAACAGCGGACAAACAGGAGCUGAUGGUCCACGGUGAGACCCUGAGGAAUCUCCUAGCUCGCAUUGCAGCUGGCACUCUCCUGGUGAACAACGCAGUCGAGGCUGGAGAGCGUUUGUACCCAACGACAGGUUCAGAAGGUCGAGAGAUCAUUCGCCAACAGCUGCUGGACCUCCAAAAAGCCCUGGAAACUCUUCACGACGGUGUCACAUCGACAGAACGCGACAUUCAAUUGAAAAUAUCGCGAUGGCUGGGCUUCGACGAAUGCAGUGACAGCUUCGAGAAGUGGCUGACUAAAUUGGAGAAGCAAAUCAAGCCUGAAAUCGAGCUGAGAACAACCCUAGAUGAGAAACGAAUUCAGCUACAAGUUUAUCGAGACUCGCUUCAUGACAUUCAAACACACCAGGAGGAUCUGUUCGCCCUUCGAGACAGGGCGGAGAACCUCCCCGAUAAGACAGAGAGAACUGACAAAGUCCUCGCUGGUUUGGCGCAAAGACACGCAACACUGCUGAAACGAGUGCAAGCAUUUGUGGAGAAGUACGAGGCCAUCGUCAGCGAUCAUCAGCAGUACAGCAAAGCUGUCAUGGAGACUCAUCAGUGGCUGGACGCAACCCACAAUGCAGUGAAUCUCUGGGGGGACACUGACCUGGAGAGAGUCUCACUCCAUACGAAUCUAGACAGACUGAAGAACCUUCUGCAAGGGCUCCCUGAGGACGAGCCCAGAAUUCACCAGAUCGAGAAAUUGGGGGAGAAGGUGAUCCCAGGGACUCUUGAAUCAGGCCAAGUAAACAUUCGAUCCCAGAUUGAUUCUUCUCAACAGGAAUGGCAGAGCCUGGUCUCAGCUAUAAAAUCAACGAUCGAUGCGCUUGAAACGAAACUCCAGCAGUGGAACGAAUUCGAAAUAUUGAGAGAGAAAUGUCUGGAGUGGAUUCAGGAUACUGACACUAAACUUCACGCUGUAGAUCUCAAAUCGACGUUGUCGGAGAAGAAGGAGCAGCUGGACAAGUUGCGAGCUCUUCAGGGAGAAGUCAGAGCCAAAGAGCUGGAAAUUGAUGCUGUGACUGAGAGGGCUCAACAGUUGAACAAAAGCUUGACCUCUCGUGCCUCAAAUAUUUCUGAACUCGGUAUCAAGUAUCACCAGAUCAGUAACAAAGUUAAGGAGUUGAACAAUCGUUGGCAUCAGUACGUGGCCAAUCACCAGGACUUUGACAAUCAGAUGGCUGCCUGCAUGGGCUGGUUGGAGGGAAUCGGUGAAAAGCUCGGCUACUGCUCGGACCUCAGUGCCUCCUCCCGAAAGGAUUUGGAGAUCAAAAUGGAGAUGAUACAGGGACUGCUACUCUACAAAGAGGAUGGCUUUGCGAAAAUCCAGGGGAUCAUCGAGUUGGCGCAAAGUGUUCUUGCUAAUACUGCGCCAGGUGGUCACAAAGCAAUCAACCAAUCUGUGGCCAGACUCCAGGAGCAAUGGAGCUCACUAGCUUCCAAAAUGCUGGAGACAAAGACUAAUCUCGAUGACUCUAUCAACAAGUGGACUGGACUCCUGGAGCAGAUUCAAUCGAUCACGAAGACUGUCGAGUACAUGCAGACGUCUCUCAACGAGCUUCUCCCAUUCCAAACGACAAUGUCGGAGAAACGAGCGCAGCUGGAGCGGAUAAAAGCUCUGGAGGAAAAAGUUAGAUGCGAGAAUAUUGAGGUUGACGGGUUGAAGGCCAAAGUCGCUGAGAUGAUUGCCAGUGGAGUUCAGGGAGCGUCAGCGUCUCAGGCUCAAGACACCCUCAAUAAAUUUGACCAACUGUUCGAGCAGAUUAAAUCUCUCCUGAUUCAACGUGAAGAUCAAUACAAGGACCACAAGAUUUACAAAGAAGCUCACGACGAUCUGAUCGCUUGGCUGAAUCGUGCGAGGGAGAAGAUUCCGACGAUUAAGCAGAAGACUCUGAGCGAUAAACUGGCGAUUGAAAAUGCUGUCGCACCACUGGAGAGCCUCCUCAACAAAAAAGCUCAGGGAGAGCUUUUAGUGGAGCAGCUCCAAAAUACUGGACAAGUUGUUUGCGCCAGCACCAGUGCCCAGGGUAAAGAGGUAAUCAGGAACGAGAUCAGGGCACUGGCUGAGAGCUUCGAGACCAUGUUCAGGGAGAUUCAACAGCAGAAGAAUCAGUUGGAGGAGACUGUCAACCAGUGGCGAGAGUACAAGGACGAGUACGAGCGUUUGAGUGAUUGGCUUCAGCAGUACGACAUCCUGAUCAAGACGCAGAAGAACGCACUGCUGCCCAAUAUCGAAGAAAAAGAGAAACAAGUGAAGGAAGUCCAGGAUAUUCUCGAGAAUUUGGUCAAGGGUCAAGAGCAGAUCGACAAGUUCAACAGGGCAGCUUCUACCCUUCUGUCCUCUCACUUGGAUACUUACGUCAACAAUCAACUGAGGCACUUGAACUCCCGUUACCAGGUUCUGGUGAAUCUCGCGAAGGACGUGCUGAACAAAGUCGAAAAUAAUUUGAGCCAGCAUCGGGAGUACGACUCGAACCUCGGCAAGGCGCAAGAAUGGAUCGACAAUGCCAAACAAAUAAUUCGCCAGGGAACAGAGGCUGCCUCGACCAGCAGUCGUGAGGAGCUCCAGAAGAGAUUGGACAAGAUUCAAGAUUUAUUGAAGAAACGCGAGGAGGGACAGAACCUGGUGCACUUGACCGUCAAUUGCGGUGAGAAAGUGGCCAGGAACACGAGGUCCGAUGGACGGGAGGAGAUCAAUGCUCAGCUGAAGGAGAUCCAGAACGACUGGGAGCGUUUGGUGAAGAAGAUCUCAACUACUAAAGUUCACUUGGAGACGAGCCUCCUUCAGUGGGCUGACUACAGUUCGUCCUACUCGCAAUUGCAGCAGUGGAUCAACGACAGGGAAGCCAAACUCCAGCAAGUCUGCGAGCAAAAGGUUUCCAAAGCGAAGAAAGGCCUGGUGGGGCUCAAUUCACUGGCAAUUGGAGAACGAAAGGCCAACUUGAGGCAGACGAACAGUAUCGUCCAGGACAUCGUGGCCUUCGAGCCGAUGAUUCAAUCUGUAACGACAAAAGCAGAGGAUCUUCAGCAAGCAACACCGGCCACCGAGAUCUCGAUAAAGUACGAAACCCUGAGCAAACACGCCCAGGAGCUGUAUGCGAGGCAAAAGGAAACCGUGGAGCAGCAUCAAGCUUUCAUCGACAGUGGUAAUGAGUUUGUUCAGUGGCUGAGGAUCGCCAAAGAACGACUUGGAAAAUGUUCAGAGCCCACUGGAGACAAGGAGUCCCUCUCCAGCAAGAUAACUCAGCUCAAAGUCCUCCAGAGUGAACUCCCCGAGGGACAGCAGAAACUCGAGAGAGCUCUGGAGUGUGGUAAUGCUGCUUGUCAAAUAGCAGACGCCGAGGACAAGGAAAUAAUCGAGGAAGAAGUUGCCAUACUGCAAGAGGAGUACGACAAUUACGUUGAUGCCCUGAACAAUGCCAAGAGUUUACUGGAAAUCGGUAUAGUCAAGUGGACAGAAUACGAGGAUCAGUACUCUGAGUCGUUGGAGUGGCUCACGCAGACAGAGCAAUUGGUUCAGCCCUUCAACAAACUCCAGGACAGCCUGGAGGAGAAGAAAAAUGUUCUUGAACAAUUUCAGAUUCAUCUGCAGACGCUAUUCGACUGGCAGAAAGAACUCGACAGACUCAACAUGAAGGCACAGGUGCUUCUGGAGACCUGUGCUGACACCAGAAUAUCAAAUCAAGUCACCCAACUUACCACAAAGUACAACGCACUGUUGUCCCUUGCGAAAGAAAUAAUGCGACGACUCGAAUUGCAUUAUCAGGAGCACCAACAGCACAAUACUCUUUACCAGGAGUGCCAGGACUGGAUUGACAGGACUCGAGACAAGUUGGCUGAGUGCAAAUUGAUUCCAUCGACCCUCACUGAAGUCAACAACAAACUCAACACCUGUAAGGCCAUUCGUCAGACGUUGGAGCAGGGCCAGAAUAAACUGAGAUACGCCUUGGAGCUGAAGGAGAAAGUUAUCAUGAACACCGAGCACAAUGGUGCGGCAAAGCUUCAGGAAGACACUGACAAUCUCAGAGCCGACUUUGAGAAACUCAUGACUGAUGUUGAAGAGGCACGACAGAAGCUGUCAGUUCGUGCCACAGCACUUGAGGAACUCGCCAAGCUCCAUCGGCUCAUCACCGAUUGGAUCGACGAGGCUGAAGUCAAGGUGAGACCUGAGGAGCCUCACAAGAACGACUUGAGUGAGAAGAGAGCACUCCUGGAGAAGUACAGAACUGUCCAGAGAGACAUGCAGGUCCAGGCUGACACAAUCGACAAAUUGAAGUCGAAAUUGAGCGAGGAUUCUAGCAUUGCCAGGGGACCCUAUGACGCCACCAUCUCCAGAUACCAGGAUCUUCGUAAAUUAGUCGGCGAAAAGAUCGCAACGCUGGAGGAUCAGGUGAGAGAGCACGAGAGGUUCCAGCAGGCUCAGAACGAGGCGUCCGAUUGGGUCAGGAAGAUGAAGGUGGACGUUCAGCAGUACAGUAUGACUCACGGGGAGAAGGAGAAGCUCAUCGAGCGGGAGAGGAAGAUCAGUGAGAUCAUGCAGUCGUUGUCCCAGGGAGAAUCCCUCAUUACGAAAGUGGUCGACCUCAACGAAUCGGUAAUUCGUUCGACAGGAGCUGAAGGCCAAGACACGAUCAGACAGGAAGUGCAACAACUCCAGCUGGACUGGAAGUCCUUGAAGACUCAGUGUGAAGAGUCCCAGAGGACAUUAUCAAACUGCAUAUCCAUGUGGUCGCAGUUCAAUGCCACCACUGAUAGCAUGAAGGCCUGGCUUGACCAAUUCCAGAGCAAAAUAAACGACGAACAGAGCCGCGAGAAUAAAACUCCAGAGGAUCUUGAGAGAUGCAAACAGCUGGUGGAGGAGGCAAUUCGUCAGAAGCCAGUUCUUGAGGAGUUGAAUGACAAGUGUGAAGCUCUUCUCGAAAUUUCGGCCUGCAGCUGGGCGAGAGAAAAGACUGUCCAAUUGCAGUCAAUUUACACAGCACUUCUGACUGACGCCCAAGGGUUGGUGUCAAGAGUGGAGAAAAAUUUGUCCGAUCAUACGGAAUUCUUGAAAGCUAAGAACCAAAUGGAGGAUUGGCUGCAGACAGCGCAUGGCUCAGUGCAGGAUUGUGCUGGGGUGGGAGAUCUAGACUGGGCUCGUGAUAAACUCGAGACAACGAGAGUGGUAGCAACUAGAAUAACUGAAGGACAGCAUUUGUUGUCAACGCUUCAGAACGCCUUCGCCAAAGCAAUAAACACUGCACUCCCUGAACAGCAGGAUCAGCUGAGGGCCGACAUGGCUGCGAUGAGGUCCAGUUGGGAGCAACUCAGCAUGGAUCUCAACACUGUCCAAGCCCAAGUGAAAUCGAUUCUGACUCGAUGGGAGGAUCACGGUGACGCCUACGAGAGAUUUGACAAAUGGCUGAAAGACAUGGAGACCACGAUCCAGUCGCUUCCUGAUACUAAAGGGGAAAUUGGCGAAAUGAAAACUCUUUGCGAACGCUAUCGCCAUAUUCAGGGGGAGGUCAAGGUCAAGAAGACUGAUUUAGAUCAUCUGCUGGAGGAGUCUGUGGAGCUGUCUUCGUGGGCGAAAGAUAGCAUAACAGAAGAGAGGGCCACGAAACUUGCCAGCCGCUGGGAGUCUCUGCGAAAGCUCGUGGAUGAGCAGAAGAGCCUAGUGGAAAACGAAAUCAGAGAGUACAAUUCGUAUCACAAUGCACUUCAGGAAACGGAAAAGUGGCUGCUUCAAGUUUCCUUCCAACUGAUGGCUCACAAUUCAUUGUUCAUUACUAGUAAAGAACAGACUCUGCUGCAGAUUAAACAGCACCAGAGUCUGCUGCAGGAGAUUAAUAAUUAUCAACGCAAUUUGGAUGAGCUCAAGGACGAAGGACAGGGACAAAUCGAUCGUUACGUCUCUGUGAAUGCUGCUAUUGAAUCCACCAUUCAAACUCAAUUGCAAAACGUUCAGGAUAGCUAUAAUUCUCUUCUGAAUACCGCACUGCAGAUUAAGAAUCGCUUGGACGAGUCUCUCGGUAAAUUUGAAGAGUACGAGAGAACGUUGGAGAGUAUCAUGAAGAAUUUGGACGCCUACGAGCCGGAGAUGAGUGACCAGUUGGACGCCCCAUUGGACACCCUUGAGAGUGCAGAGCAGAGUCUGGAGAGUGCUCGAACACUUCAUAAUAAACUUCAGGCGGAGAAGGCGAGACUUGCGGUGGCUAUCGAGGCUUGCGAAGCUGCCGCUGCCUGUGUGUCACGACCUGGCAGUCCGCUUGAUGCUCCACCGGUGCAGAUACCCCAGCGGGAAGUCGAAGUGAGGACUAGACUCGAAGAUUUAAUCGAUCAGGUAAUUACUAAAGAUAAUCAGUGUACUGCUGGCAAGCUGAAGGUACUCUUAAGUGAUGUCGAGAGUAAAGGCUUUUUAACGAAACUGAAUGACAUGUGCGAUAAGAUGCAAGUCCAUUUGGCAAACGUCUCAAAAGCCGUUGGCGAUCUCGAAGAGCAGACUCGCCAGAAGAACGCUCUUCGUACCUGGAUAAAUCAGCAGCGAGCCCUCUGUGCCGAGUGGAAAUCUCGUCCCGCAAAAUUGCGAGCAGAAGCAGCUCAAGCCGAGCUCCAGGCGAUGAACGACGUCUUAACAACUUUAGCAGACCGACGAACCCGCGUAUUAACAGAAAUGAAUCUUCGAACAGACGGUCAAGACGACGAUAUCGAGGAGGGUCUCAACAAACUUGAAUCAGAACUUCUGGAAGCAAUCGCUGACAAGCAAACGGCUCAGGACUUGAUACAAAAAUAUCGAUCCCAAGUUCACGACAUUCAAAACUGGUUCGACUCCCUUGCUAAGAAGGUAGACGUCAUCGAGAAAGGAAAUGGCUUGAACAUUGGUCAGAAGAUGUCAGCAGUGAAAAACAUCACUCUGGAAUUCGAGAGUCAAGCGCCACGGAGACUGGAAGAAGUCAAGAACUUUGCGGAUCAAGUGAUGGAUUCAGUCAGCAAUCUCGACUCUCAGCAGAUCGAGGAACAAAUCAAAUCGGUAGAGCGACGAUACGCGGACAUUGGCAAGAAGCUCCAGAGAAAAUCCCAAGUUCUGGACAUGACAGCUCAAGGAAUCGAAGCAACGCGAAAGGAGAUUGAGGACAACAGAGAGUGGAUCAACCAGAAGAAGCAGCAAGCCAGAGUCCGCCAACUCCUCGGCUACGAGGUCAAACCCGCCGACGACAGGGUUCAAUCGCUGAAAGCGAUGUUGAAAGAAGCUGAAAACAAACAGAUAGUUAUUGACACUUUGGAGAAACGAGUUGGCAAUAUGCAGAACGAGCUUGAAGUGGCCGAGCAGCAGGAAUUGGAGUCAAGUACUCGAUCGCUCCGUGGAGAACAGGCUGAGCUCUGUUCAAUCCUCAGAGAAGAGAUCUCCGGUGCGACAGCUGCCUCGGAUGCACGAAAGAAACUCGAAUCCAAUCUCGAUCGUGCAAAACUCUGGAUUCGGGCGACGCACAAUGACCUGAAGAAACUCAGUGGAUAUUUGCCACUGAGAAGCUUCAAAGUGGAGCAAGAUAUAGCCCACCACAAUGGGAUAGACACAGAGAUAUCAGCCUUCAGUGAACACAGUUUGAAAAAUGUGUUGAAGCACGCAAACUCGUUGAUGCGUGACUGCAACGAUGAAGAUCGAUCAAAGCUGCAGUCAAUCAUGAAUGCCCUGAGCGAGGACUACGAUGCCCUGAAGCAAGAAGCUGCGGAAAAGCAAGCAUCACUAGUAGAUCUUCUCCAAGGACGAAAGGCCUUCGAGAGUGAGAUCGACCGCUGCCAGCGGUGGAUCAAAGAAGCUGAGACUGCAACCUCCUCAGACGUGAGGACAUCGAGUGUCGACGUCCUCCGAGAGCAAUUAGCCAAGUACGAUCGUCUGAAGGACGAGGCCAAAUCAUUCGGCGAAGACGUUGAGAAGAUCCUGCAACAAGGCAAAUCCAUCCUUCCCACAGUGAGUGAUGCGGACAAAUUGGAAUUGAGUGAUCAACUGAAGAGCAUGAAGGAUGCACACAGCAGAGUAGCUGGCAUCAUCAAUGAGAGGGCAGCCACCCUGCAGAAGAGCAUAGCAGAGGCCGAGGAGGCAGCGGCGAGAGUGGCGGAGGCUGUUCAAUUCAUGUCAGACAUUCAGAAGCAACUGCAGGAGCUCAACAAGCCCAUUGGACCGAGGGUAGAGGACGUCGAGGGCAUGCUGACAGCCUAUGAAAAGAUCUUGGGAGAUUUGAAGGCGAAUAAGGAGAAGCUGUCUGACCUGCAGUCCGCUAAUAUCGGAGAUCUCCAUGGAGUCGUUGCCCAGCAGGACGACCUCAUUCGUGCUUUAGAAGCACAAAUAGCCAAGUUAAGACAGCUUCUGCUGCUGCGUCAGCAGUUCCUCGCUCUUAUCGCUGAGAUAACGACCUUCAUCGCCAAGUACACGGAAAUCGUUAGGGACAUCGAGAAGCAGGAUCAGCCGAUUGAGGAGAAGAUCAAAAGAUACGAUGAUGUGAUUUCGAAGAUACAAGAGUGUGAGGCGACGUUGGCUAGUGCAACGGACAAGGGACAGCAGAUUGCAGCUGAUGGAUCUGCGAUAGACAGAAACAACAUCACUGAACAAUUGGGAUCGUUAAAGCAACAGCUUCAAAGCCUCAGAAGAACUGUGGAAAUGCAGAGAGAUCAGCACGAGCUGACUGUUGCUGAGCACAAACGUCUGGCUGAUGAGCUCUCUGAUAUUUUGGAUGGCAUGGAUACCAAGGAGAAACUCGUCAAGUCUCGACCAUUGCUGGAGAGAUCUGCUGAGAGUGUUGAGGAUGAAAUCAGUAAACACAAGGUUCUCUGCGAAUCUGUGAAUGAGUAUCUGGAGAGAAUUCGAGCGCUGAAGGCAUCUGUUAAACAUGAGGAGAGCAUGCCCGGAUCGCUGAAGGAAAUGUUGAGUGAGGCGGUCUCAUUGCUGUCGUCAUUGCCGAGAGAGAUGGAGGAUCGUGGGGCUUACUUGGCGAGCAAUCAUCAGAUGCGACUUGAUUAUCGAGUGUUGACGGAGAAAUUGCAUAGCUGGGUGAGAGAGGCAGAGAUCAGACUGCAGAGCGAUAAGGAUGGAGUCGAUUUUGAAAACAUUGUCAGCGAUCUUGAGGAGCACAAAAUUUACUUCAGCUCGGAAUCGUCAAUUCGCGAGCUCGUGUCCCAACAGAUUCAGCAGUCAGCCGACAAAAUCUGGCCGUCGUUGACUAGUGCAGAGCAGGAGGAAUUGAGUCUUGAGCAGCAACAGCACACUCAACUGCUCAAGAACACUUUGAACACUGCGAAGUCACAUCGCGCGAGACUUGAGCAAGGCGCCGAGAGCUGGAAAGAUUACACUCAAACUUUGGAGCGUGUGAAAGCAGUGAUCGCUAGGACGAGGUUCACCGAUGAGCCUGUGACGACCCUUGCAGGACUGCAAUUCAAUAUUCAGAAGAUCACACACGCUCUUAAUGACAUUCAGAAUCAGCAAUUCGAGUUGGAUCUUUUGAAUGAACGCGGACAGGAAGUGCUAAGCCUAGCUGAUGUGAAUAAUCAUCGGAAUAUUGAGGCACAGUUGGCAGAGUGCAAUGCCGAGUGGCGAGAGCUUGUGUCUGGCUUGGAGGGACGUAGAGACACUCUGGAGGCGCUUUCUAAACACUGGGAGGAGCUUGAGGCGAGGUGGAGCCACACGGAGACGAGACUCACGGCUAUUGAGGAGAGAAGCAAACUUGUGGAUACUGUGGUCAGGUCGAAGCAACAUAUCAGGGACACCAUCAAGGCUCUUGACGAGUUGGUUGUCGAAGCUGAAAAGCUUGAGCCUGUCACGGAGGAGGUGAAGGGCCUCACUGGGCCAGUGUUAGCUUAUCUAGCAGCCUUCACCGAUACUCCAGCACGCGCUCUCCAAGAACGUUUCGACAAACUCGAGAAAUCUUCGGCAAUGCUCGUCACGUCUCUCCGUUCAAAAUCGGAAAAGGCCCGAGGUGACUUGGAAUCCCUCGAUCACGACGAGAGACAAGUCCGCCAGCUCCAACAACGCCUGGAGGAGCUUCACCAGCGCAUCGUAAUCUUCUACGUAUUUGGAUCGGAUCAAGAGGACAUUGAGAACUCAAUAGUCCACCUGAGAGAGAGUCUAUUUGAGCUUGUGGACACAGUAAAGAGAUUCUCCGGUAGCACUAAGGCGCGGUACCAAGCUAGCCAACAGCUGGUGCCGAGUGAUUUGGCUCAGCAAUUGACAUCCCUAGAGCUCAACGCUGAGAGCGCAGUACAAGCGAUGGAGGAGAAACAGAGGGAGCAGAAGCGAGCGCGAACAAUAAGGGGUGAUUAUUUAUCAGACGUCGAUGAGCUUCAAGCAUGGAUACGCCAGGCUGAACUCAAGGUUCAAGACAGAUCAGUCGAGCCAAUGAAACUCAGGGAAUCCCUUCGACAAAUUCAAUCGGAACUCACAGCUAUGGCUGACAAACUCGAGAGAUUGACGAAAAAUGGACAGACCAUCGUGGAGAACACGAGGGACGACGAGGAGCGAGAAUUAAUUCGCAAAACAAUUUCAAAUCUGACUGAGCAAUUGGGACAGAUAAGAUCGUGGCUGGAGGAGAAGAAGCAGCAGGUCGGUGAUACUCUUGAUGCCUGGCAGAGAUUCCUCGCUCUCUACGAAGCUGUCAGAGCUUGGACAGAGGAGAAGAGGAUAUUCCUCCAGGAACCACUGAGGCUCACGUCACUCGUUCAAACUAGACAAAGACUGCAUGAUUACUCGACCGCUGUUAAAAGCUGCAAACAAGUCAACAAAAAUCUGAGUGACAUGGGUAAGGAGUUGGAACUGAUCGGUCAGUUUACAAGCGUUGGAGAUUUGCCAGAGAAACUUACACAGGCUGAAGAAGCCAAAGUCGAGGUUGAGGGUCAAUUAUUGCAGAGGAAUGCACUGCUCCAAGAAGCCAGCGAGGAGUGGGAUCAGUGUGAAAAGAAGUUGAAGGACGCUAAGAGUUGGUUAGAGAAGGCAAGACAGAAUUUAGAAUCCCAACAGAACAAGAAGAAACCGUUGAGAGAUCAGCAUGCGAUUAGAGAGAAAAUGCUGAGUGAUGUUACAAUUCAGAAAACUAAAAUUGCAAUGUCGGUUGAAAAACUUGAGGUGCACUUCAAGUCGGGACUCGUUGCUGACACUAAAAUCAAUGAUAAUGCUGAUGAAAUAGUCAGCGAAUUGAAUACUCUUAAUGAAAUCGUUAAGGAACAGGCGUCUUCGUUAGAGAGUUGUUUGGUACAAAUCGAUCAGUAUCAACAGGAAAUACAACAACUGAGACAUCAAAUUGUCCAAGUUGAACAGCAACUGAGGGCUGCUCUCAGUCCGACUUAUCUACCAAAUGACCGUGAAACGGCAAUGCAAGAACAACAGGCCUUACAGACGCAAAUCGACGAUUGGAGUCAACGAUCGAGAGUGCUGAUGGAUGAAAUUCACACCCUGGAUCCGUUCUAUUCGCCACCCGGUGACCAGAGUCCAAUUAAAAUCACUGGUCUAGUUUCAUACGCUGACAUUGCAGCUGGUAGAUCAAGUCCCACGUCUAGAAAUGCCUCUAGAAAUGCCAGUCCCUACAGAAGUCCACAAAAUAUGUCCCUUGACACAACAACAACCCCUAAAAUCCAUCGUCCCGUUGGAGUUCGUCCACAGCCGAGACUUCCUAAAUCCCACGAUCAAUCGAAACAAGAAAAAACAGCUCAUCCCAAGUCUCAAGAGAAAGCCGAGAAAGUCGCGAAACGCGAGGUAUCCAAGGAGCCCUCUAAGCGAACUAGAGCAACCGCAAGCAAUCAGCAAUCAGGACGUCGUGGAAGAUCUCCCACAAGGAAAAUUGAACAGCCAAAGUCUCCAGCUGUUGAAAUUCAAGUAACUCUUGACGAGGCUCCGGCGCAACAAGAAUAUUCUCAUAGAACUCAGUCCUCAGAGUCUGGAACACUGGCUCCGAGGGAGCCACGCAGAGGAAGAUCCCCAAGUCCCAUCUGGAUCCCAGGAUCCACUUCAUACGCUGAAAUUCUGAGAGGCAAUGUCCAGGGCCCGUUCGCAGCGGUGACUAUCGAGCAGGAUUCAAAUAUGAUGAAAUUAUCAGUUGAAAGUAAACCAGAAGUCACAGAUGUUCGACCUCAAGGAAUGGAGACUGCAGACGCGGGACGAGAAAUGUCUGUUCGCCAUGGACAGCAUCACCCUGGAAGAGAUGUUGACAUGUCUUAUCGGGAAAUGAGUCAGGUUCCUGAGCAAGCUCAAGCAGCUGCCGCACCAGUGAUGACGGAAUCCUGGGCUGAGAGUCCCAUGGACAAUUACCAAGUACUUAAUAAAGGAUAUGAAGCAAUUCCCCAGGCGCCUCAGGCCGAGGUGUACAGCUACAUGCACCCUAUGCCUGAAUUAGUGGGGUUCAUUAAUGCGGGGUUGGGGGGAUAUCCAGUGGGCUCUUACAUGUAUCCUCAGGGGCAUCAGCAGGUCCCCGCAAUGGAGGUGCAGCUGAACCCUUACGAAACUCACAUGGGAUACAGCGAUGAUCAUUACGUCUCGUCUCAGAGUUAUUUGACUACUGGGGUGUAUCAACAAGUGCCACAGCAGCAGUGUCCGGAACCGGAGAUUCUGUACCAUGAGCCACCAAUUCCCAUGGAAACCCCUGAAAUCCCUCCAGAGCCGAGACUUGCGGACGUUCAGAGUCCUGUGAUGGUACCAGAAAUCAUUGAGGCUUCUAAGCCUAGGGAAACUGCUGAACCUAGAGAGCUGGUAUUGACUGAAGAGAGUAGAGAAAAUACUCAGCAGUCGGCUAUUGUGGAAGCAGAGAGCGAUGUGAGAGGGCCUUCCAUAUCUUACGCGAAAAUUUUAUCCACAGGCUUACCUGCGGUCCUUGUUUCGCCUCAAAGUGGCGGCACAGACGCAGCUAGACGUGCGCAUUCUCCUCAUGAGGUCACACCGGUUGAAUCUAAGCUCAAUAGAGGAAACGGCAGACUGCCAAAUGUGUUGGAGGAGGAAGUUGGAACGCCGAAAAAGUCUAAGGAUAAAAAUUGGGAUACGAUUAAAAAGAAAGAUUCGAGGAGAAAAGCUCCAGAGAAAUCUCCAGUCCGAGCGGAACCGAUGCAUAAGGAGAAGAAGCAAAAGAAACAGCGAGAAAGAUCUGAAGAUAUACAAGUUCACAGAGUGGUGGCGGAUGAAAUGUUAAUGGAGAAAGUCGAAAAAUCUGUACCUGUCGUUGAGGUCAAGCACAUCAAGGAGGAUGUGACGAUAGAGCUGAAGGGGGAAGAGAUAGAAUCGUGUGAAGUUCAAACUCAAAAAAAACGUAAGCAAAAGAAGAAGAAAACCGAAAAGAGAUCUCAUGAUGAUGAAAUUGAUAAGGCUCUGAAGGAAAUUGAGAUUAUGGAUAAGAGGGUUAAAGGACAGGGUGAGAGGGAUCAGAAAACUCUGGAAGGAAAGUCUCAAACAGAAACUGAGGCAGAAAAAAUUGCUGAAAAAGGCGAAGUGUCACAGCCCAAAAGAAAAUCUGAAAAGAGUAAAGUAAUCAAAGUUGAAGGAGACUCGGUAGACGCCAAAGAGCCAGGGGUGCCAGAAGCACCCAAGGGCAAAUCUAAAAAUAAAGGGAAAGGAUCUCGUCAAGAUAAAAUCGUUGAUGGGAAAUCUGGAGAGAAAUUGCAGACAAAAACGGAAGAAAAAUCGCAAGUAAAAUCCAAAGCCGAAGCGAAGACUGAAAUUAAGAUGGAAAAGACAUCGCAAAUGAAGCCCUCGGAGAAAAUGGAAUCUAAUGAGGAUCUUCUGACAAAAUCAGAUGGUAAAACCAAGGUGGAGAAAAAAUCUGAUGGAAAAAAGAAGGAAGUGGACAAAAAUCAGAAUCCAAAAUCUGAGGAGAAAUCUGAAAUGAAAUUCGAGGAGACUACCAAAACAAUAUUAUCUGAAGAAAAAUCAGAGACAAAAAGUAGAGAGAAGUCCCGCACCAAGUCUCAGCAGAAGAAGAAAUCAGAGAGCAAAUUUCAAUCUCAAUCUGAAGAGGGAAGGCAAGCAAAAUCUGGAGAGAAAGCGAUACUUCAGAUAAAAUCAGAUGAAAAAGUCGAACCGAAAUUAGGAAAGGUAUGUGAAUUAAAAUCGGAAGAGAGUCCAGAGAUGAGGGUCGGUGUGGAAUCUGAGGCUAGGGCGGAACCAGACAUAUCGAAAUCCGAGGAAAAAUCAGUAGCACCAGUUAUAGAAAAAUCUCACAUAAAAUCUGAAGAGAAAUCACAAAUAAUAUCUCAGAAGAAAACCAAACUCGCAGGCAAAUCUCAACAAAAGUCUCAAGAGACGCCUAAAUAUGAGAAAACGGUGCAAUUAGACACGAAAGUCCAAACGACAUCAGACCAAGCACCCCCGCAGAAAUUGAAAGAAAAAGCUGAAACGAUAUCUAAAGAAAAAAUGGUGGUAAAAUCUGAUGCAAAGCCGGAUUUAGAAAAGGAACUAAACGCAAAAUUAGAGAACGAAUCCCGAAUUGAAUCGGAUGAGAAAUCACAAAUAACAUCAGUAGAUACGUCUCAAAGGAAAUCUCAAACAAAAAACAAGUCUGGAAAGAAAUUCCAACAAAAACUUCAUGAGAAACCUACAGUCGAUGCAACUUCAAAAUCAGAAGAGAAAGCCAAAAUUGAAUCAGAGGAAAAAGUUCCAUUGAAGAUGAAAGAGAAACCAAAAGAAGACCAAACAUCUCUUAAGAAAUUUGAAGAAAAGGUUCAAAUGAUACCUGAGGAAAAGGUGGAAAUUAAAUCUGAUGAGAAUUUAAAAUUAGAGGGGAAACCCAUUGCAAAAUUAGAGGAGGAACCCCGUAUGAAAUCGGAUGAAAAAUCUCAAACAAUAUUAGUAGACAAAUCUCAAAGCAAAUCUGAAAUAAAAACCAAAUCUGGAAAGAAAUCCCAAGAAAAACUUCAAGAAAAAUCUAUAACCGACGAAACUUCAAAAUCAGAAGAGAAAGCCAAAAUUGAAUCGGAGGAAAAACUUCGAUUAAAUAUAGAAGAGAAACCAAAAGCAGACCAGACAUCCGCUAAGAAAUUGGAAGAAAAGGCUCAAAUGAUGCCUGAGGAAAAGGUAGAAAUGAAAUCUGCUGAUAAUUCAAAGUUAGACGUGGAAUCCCGUACGGAAUCGGAUGAUAAAUCUCAAAUAACAACCAAAUCCGGAAAGAAAUCCCAACAAAAACUUCCAGAGAAACCUACAGUCGAUGAAACUUUAAAAUCAGAAGAGAAAGCCAAAAUUCAAUCGGAGGAAAAACUUCGACUGAAUAUGGAAGAAAAACCAAAGGCAAACGAGACAUCCCCUAAGAAAUUGGAAGAUAAGGCUGAAAUGAUCCCCGAAGAUAAGCCGGAAAUCAAAUCUGAUGAGAAUUCAAAAUUAGAGGUGAAAGCUAUUGCAAAAUUAGAGGAAUCUCCUAUGGGAUCGGAUGAGAAAUCUCAAAUAACAUUAGUAGACGAAUCUCAAAUAAAAACCAAAUCCGGAAAGGAAUCCCAACAAAAACUUCCAGAGAAACCUACAGUCGAUGAAACUUUAAAAUCAGAAGAGAAAGCCAAAAUUCAAUCGGAGGAAAAACUUCGACUGAAUAUGGAAGAAAAACCAAAGGCAAACGAGACAUCCCCUAAGAAAUUGGAAGAUAAGGCUGAAAUGAUCCCCGAAGAUAAGCCGGAAAUCAAAUCUGAUGAGAAUUCAAAAUUAGAGGUGAAAUCCCGCAUGGAAUCGGAUGAGAAAUCUCACCCACCAUCAGUAGAUGAAUCUCACCAGAAAACCAAAUCUAAAAAGAAGUCUCCACCGAAACCUGAAGAAAAACCACAAGCGAAACCUAACAAAGCUUCGGACAAAGCUCAGGCUAGACCUCACGAAAAAGUUGGUGUCACACUCGAAGAGGAAUUGUCAAAGAAACAAAUCUCAAAACAAGUGGAAAACCCUCUGCCAGAAGAUGCGGAAAAAUGUGAAAUGAAGAUUGACGAUAAAUUCCCAAUGAAAUCGGACAUGAAGCCUUUAACAAAAUCUGAGGAGAAGCGUGAAAUCAAACUCGAAGAAAAACUCACCAUAGCUGAGGGGAAAGAUCUUGCUAGAUCAGACGAUGCAGCGCCUAAAGUAGACGAAAAACAAAUCAUGAAAGAAGUGCUCGAGCCCAAAUCAGAGGAGCAAGCAGCACCCACUCCUCACGAGGAGAAACUAUUUAUAGAAAAUGAAUGUUCUGUACCGUUGGAAAUGAAAACCGAAAAUCAAGAGUCGAAUGAACCUUCCAUACAAGCUAGAAGUUCACAAAUAAAUCUCCCAAUACAAGAGCUUCUUUAUACCAAACCAGAGAAUAUACCCGACCCUCAAGAUCAGUCUGGUGGUCCGAAAACAGGAGUCAAACCUGUUGAUAUUUCUGCAGAAUCAAAAGAAUCGAUCUUCGUUCCUGAACCCGUUCACGAAGAAAAAUCAAAACAUCCGCAAAUUGCGAUACCUGAACCAGUUACUCAGAAAGAGAAACCAAAACAGCUUUUAAAAUCGAAAAAACCAAGCGAAGAAAACGUAAUAGUUGAGCAAAUUGCUCCGAUGAUCAUUGUAGAGUCAAAAGAACACACAGAGAUCAAGAGCAAAGGUGAUGCCAAGAAAUCUGCCUCUAAACCCAAGACAGUCUCUGCCUCAACUGUCUCAGAAAUUCCAGUCAAUGGAAAAAAUAGACCGAAAGCCUCUCAAGUUGAAGAGCUGCAUGCUAAAGAUAUUAAAGGAGCUGUCACAAAAUCACAAGUGGGUAAAGCAAUGAUCAUCGAGACAACUGUGACAACCGUAAAGACAACAAAAACAGGAAGUGAAGAAAUUCUUCCUCCUAACGUAAAAUCCGCUAAAUCUGUGGAAAUACUGGAAAAUGUUCCUCUCUCCAACACUACUAAGGUCGAGGAAUUAGUGGAGUUGAGGCCAGCUAGCGUUGAAGCUUCGCUGACAACUACUUACGCUAUGGUUCAACCACCACCUCAAGAAGUGGUUGAGCAGAUGGCUUGUCGUAUACCACCUGGAACCACAUCUUCUAAUGAGAGUAAGAAAUCUGAGGGUUCUUCUUAUGAGCUUUCUAGUGACGUGACUCCUUCUCUUACAUCUCCUCUAGUUGUUGACAAAGUAGGAACCAUUGAGAACGCACAAAAAUCCGAUAUAAUUACUGAAGUGGAUCAAAUUAAAGACAAACCAGAAUUUGAGAUUAAAGGCAAUGAUUCACCAUUGUUUGGAAGCGUCCAGGAUAGGAGGAAAACCAAAACAAAAUCGAUGAGUUCUUCCUCUGUCGAAGAAGACAAAGAAACUGUUCAAAUACAAAAGACUGAGAGUUGUGCUGAAGACGAAGAGAUCGCGAGGUACAUGGGGUGUAGCCUUCCGCAGAAGGAGGCUGAUUCGUCUAGAGCGUUUAUUGCUGAGGAGCUCAAGCAAUUAGUCACAGAAAUGAAAGGGUCAUCUGUGGCUGUGGCUUUGAAAGAGAAAGAAAUGAAUACUUCAAGGACUGAGAGACCUGUGGAAUUACUGAGUGAUAAGGCUACAGAACAAGAAAAACUAUCAAAAGAAAAUACCUCCCAGGGUGAUGAUUCAAUUUCCCGAAAAUCACAAAAAGUAUCCUCUUUGAAACUGCUUGAUGCAGAGAGAGCAACCAAACACAUUUCUCAUGUCGAGGAAUCUAAACAACAAGCUGAGUCACAAAAAACGGAAUCCACAGACUUGGCCAGCAAUUUAAUGUCUGAUCAUUUCCUCCAACCUUAUUGGAUGCACUAUCAUCAGUAUUCGGAAGCCGAGAGUUACUUUUACCAACACUUCAAAGUGGUCCAAAUCCUCCAAGAACCGCAAGCUCCGGUGUCGUCAUCGGAUGGACCGAAAUCUAGUGGUCCGGAGAGAAUCGUUCAAGAGUCGAUAACGAAAGUGACGGAAGUUGAACCUAAACCGACAGAAAAGGCCAUUCAGGAACCAAAAAAGAGACUCACUGAACCGGAAGGCAAACGACCACUAGAGAAGGUUUCCGAAAAGCUUCAGAAACCAGUGAAAACUUCAGAAGCUCAAGACAAACCUCCAGUUUUAUUAGAACAACCAUCGAAACAUGCGAUCUCAGAUACGAAACAUUUUGAAAAACAGUGUGUUGAGGCAACCCAUGUUCCAGAAAAAAUUGAAUCCUCAGACAGAAAAUCAACAAUUGCGGCAACUGAACAGGAGACGUUGGAAAUUGAAAAACCGAAAAUCGUAAUGAAAGAGGAGAAACCGAAAGGAGUUCAUCUGAUCGCUGAUGACGAUUGGUUGAGCAUAUUGGAUGAGCCCAUGGUAAUCGAAGAUGACGGCUUCGAUGAUAUUCCACAAUCUCCAAAAAAUGGUGUCAAAUCUGGAGAAAAAGCAUUAACGGCACAGCCCUCUGUGGCUCCCUCUAAGUCACCGAAAGAGGCAAAAAAGUCUUCUGGGAAGAUAUCUGAAGAACUCUCUGUGAAAUCAAAAUCAGAACAAGAGAAAACGAAUGAGAUGUGCAUAGCAGUGGAAGAAAAAUCUGGCCCCAGUGAAAAAUCACUAGAAGAAGGGCCCAUUGUAAAGAGUCAAGAUACAGAUAAGGAGAAAUCAACAGAAAAACCGGAGAAAUUGGAAGAGUCUUCAAAGGAGACACUUCAGCAAGAUGGAGUUGAAAAGUUGGAGACGGUUUCAGUUCCUGAAGAAUCGGUGAAGAACAAAAAACAAGGAAAAAAAACAAAGAAAGCCACUACUGCGUCUGUGGAGGUUGCAAUAAAAACAUCGGAUGGAAUAUCAGAAAUGAGUAAACCUGAAGGGUCUCAAGAAAGCCCUAUGAAAUCUGAUCUAUCAGCCAUCAAAGCUACAACUGAUGACCCAAUUGCUGAGGCAAAUCCAUCAGGCGGAAAAGAAACAGGAAAAUCUUCAGAGAAGCUCGUUGAAACACCGCAAAAAGACACAGAAAAAAUUCCACGGCAAUGUGUUAAAACUUUGACGGAAUUGGUCACAACAAUAACUGAGGCGAAAUUAAUGGAAGUCGUUCCAGGGCAGAAGAACGAUGAACCACUUUCAACGGCAACCCAGGAGCUUCCGAAGUCCAGUGAACUCACACAACCCGAUGAAAAAGGCGAGAUUGUUCAGGACUUACCGAAGAUACCUUCAACGCCUCAUGACAAGCCGGUCGAAUCGUCUGCUGACAAGUCAGAUAAAAAACCGACGAAAUCGGAUAGAACGCAUGUCCAAAAAUCAGUUGAAAAAUCUGCAGGACAAGGGGCUGUGGUUCCUCUAGAAGAAGAAAAUUCUACGACAGAAAAAUCCACUGAAAAACCUGUUGACUUGGAGAAGCCAACUGGAGAACUUGAAUGUAAAUUACCUGAGAAAUCCCCAGAAAAAUCUAAACAAAAAGCAAAAUCAGAAAAAACGAAGAAAUCUACUGAAAAAACGAGCCAAGUGUCUGAAGAAAAGCCAACAAAAGACACAAGUAAAACAGUUGACCCAACGGUGUCUCAAGAACCAGAAGAAAUCGAAACCCCAAUCAAUUCAAAUGGAAAAUCAUGGGCUUCUAUCGUGAGCACGAAAACGGCGGAAUUCAUUAACCAUGAACUCGAGAGCAUAAAAAAUAUUGAGAAGCUAACUUCCACAUCACCACCAGAAGAUGAACCAAAGGCUGAAACUCAAGUGGAAACUUCAACCCCAUCCUCCAACCCUGAUUCAACCAUUGAUACUUUAGAUUCACCUGUGGCUCAACCCGCUGCAGUCACUCGCAGAAAGACGAAAAAGAUAAAGAGGAAAGAUAUGAAACUAGAAUCUCAAAAAGGAGCAGAAAUUCCGGAAGAGACUUCCAUUGAAAAAUCAAGUCCUACUCCGUCGGAGCAAGAAACCUCACACACUUGGGACAAAUCUUUCGCUGCAGUGGUGGGUCAAUCCGACAGUUCUUCUCCUCAAACUAUUGAGAAUCGAAGAAUAGACACUGACAUCGUAAAACCAGAACCCCUUCGUCCUUGCGGACUCCAUGAAACUUCAGACGAAAAUCCUCAAUCCCGUGAGGAAAUUUCUAUUACCGAGGAUCGGAAAACAUCUCAUACGAUUUCCGUCGUUGACGCUCCAAAAAUUCCUUCAGAAACACUCGCCUCUUGGGCUGAUGAAGUUGAGGAUCCUCAAGAUCACCCUCAGCUCAAUUUACCUGCUCACCUCGAUGAGGAAAUUGGCGGCUCUUGGGCUUCGAUUGUUGCGAAAAAUCAAAUGAACGUCCCGCAAAACGUCCCAGAAUGCCCUCUCACUAAAAAACCACAAAUACCAUCAGAAUCAACCCCUCAGAUUAUUGUUGAAGAGAUCCUUGCGCCUGAACCAAUAGAGAACGUGGUGACGGUUGACGAUCAAGGCUUCAUGGAGUUUGUAAACCGACGAGAAUUGCGAUCAAGAAGAUCAAGAUCGCGUUCGAGGAGUGCGAGGCGUGAAAACUCGUCGCAAACUCGAGAAGAUGUAACUAAAAACUCGUCCGAAAAACUUCCACAUUCGUUGGAAACAAAAGAUACACUCUUCGAUGUGAAACAAGAAAAUGAAAGUUGUAAAGAUUCUGUAACUUCCAAGAAGGAAAAGAAUAAGAAGGGCAAGGAAAAACCUCCAACACCUCAAGAUAAAGUCGAAAAACCGAAAGAACUAGAGAAGAAAGAGGAGAAGCCUAAACCAGAUGCUAUUAAACUUGAAGCGAUAAUCCCGAAAACAGUGGAAGAUCCGAAACCCCAGGAAACAACACAGUCAUCCCACGGGAAGAGCAAGAAUAAAAAACAGAAGGGGAAGAAAGCUGAUACAGGAGAUGUGAAGUCCACCCCAAUGUUAGGUUUACAUGAAAUUAAAUCUCCACCAAUCGUGGAGGAGGUAAACCCCACUCCGCAGCCCCUGAAGGAAACCAAAGAAGAAGAAUCAUCUUCCGUGAAUCUGGAGGAAGUCAAAGAAGAAACAGCCGUGGAAGAAUUGGGCAGUAGCACAAAAUCAAAGAAGAAGAAGUCUAAAAAAUCCAAGACUGAAACUAAAAUUGAAAUACCAGAAGUGAAGAUUGAUUCUGUUCCUUUAAUUGCGGAAACAGUAGAGUCGACGCAGGAAUUAAAGGUGCAAAAUGCGCAGCCAAGAGAAGAAGUCAAAUACGAGAGCAAAAAGAACAAGAAGAAAGAUAAAAAAUCUGGCAAAUGCGAAACGACUGUUCCUGCACCGACUACUGUAGAAAUUUUACCAGAGACACUCUCUGGUAAAUUUGAAAGAGAGGGUAUAAACGAGGAGGAAAAAACACCAGCAGGAGAAUCAACAACUGUGCCAAAAGAGCAAACAGAUAAGAAGAGCUUGAAGAAGAAUGACAAAUCUCAAUCAAAGGCUCCUCCAGUAACAGAAAUAGAUAAUGCUUCCCUGGAAAUUCUUAAAGAACGAGACACAAUUCCUGAGAAGGAGGUGUCAACCACUGCCGUCGUCACAGCUACUGAGGUUUCGAAGGACCAAGUUGACGGUUUGAGUCAGUCUGACAAAACCAAAUCCAAAAAGGAUAAAUCCAAAAAGAAACCAGUUGAGGCUAGAGACACUAAACCAGCCGAAAUACGUAGCAAAGAUGAUCAGCAUCCUCAGCUUAUCACUACUGAGCAAAUCACGCCGGAAUCUACUGAAGUACCAGUCGUGGGAAUCGAUACCUCAGAAGUUGCAAAGAAAGAAGCGAUUGCAUCUGUUCAGGUGAAAGUAGAAAAGACGAUCGAAGUUUCCAAAAAAGAGGAUGAGAAUUCUCUGCCGAGAGAUAACAUAUCCAUAGUUGCUGAGCAAGACGACCAAAAAUCUCCUCACUCAAAGGCUCCUCCAGUAACAGAAAUAGAUAAUGCUUCUCUGGAAGUGUCAAAGAACCAAGUUGACGAUUUGAGUCAAUCUGGCAAAACCAAAUCCAAAAAGGAUAAAUCCAAAAAGAAGCCAGUUGAGGCUAGAGACACUAAACCAGACGAAACACGUAGCAAAGAUGAUCAGCAUCCUAAGCUUAUAACUACUGAGGAAAUCACUCCCGAUUCUACUGAAGUACCAGUCGCGGGAAUCGAUACCUCGGAAAUCGCAAAGAAAGAAGCGAUUGCAUCUGUUCAAGUGAAAGUACAAAAGACGAUCGAAGUUCCUAAGAAAGAGGAUAAGCAUUCUCUGCCGGGAGAUAACAAAUUCACAGUUCCUGAGCAAGACGACCAAAAAUCUCAAUCAAAGGCUCUUUCAGUAACAGAAAUAGAUAAUGCUUCUCUGGAAAUGUCAAAGAACCAAGUUGACGAUUUGUGUCAAUCUGGCAAAACCAAAUCCAAAAUGGAUAAAUCCAAAAAGAAGCCAGUUGUAGCUAGAGACACUAAACCCGAUGAAACGCGUAGCAAAGAUGAUCAACAUCCUAAGCUUAUAAUUGUUGAGGAAAUCACUCCCGAAUCUACUGAAAUACCAGUCGCGGGAAUCGACACCUCGGAAAUCGCAAAGAAAGAAGCGAUUGCAUCUGUUCAAGUGAAAGUAGAAAAGACGAUCGAAGUUCCUAAGAAAGAGGAUGAGAAUUCUCUGUCGAGAGAUACCAUAUCCACAGUUCCUGAGCAAGACGACCAAAAAUCUCAAUCAAAGGCUCCUUCAGUAACAGAAAUAGAUAAUGCUUCUCUGGAAAUGUCAAAGAACCAAGUUGACGAUUUGAGUCAAUCUGGCAAAACCAAAUCCAAAAAGGAUAAAUCCAAAAAGAAACCAGUUGCAGCUAGAGACACUAAACCCGAUGAAACGCGUAGCAAAGAUGAUCAACAUCCUAAGCUUAUAACUACUGAGGAAAUCACUCCCGAAUCUACUGAAGUACCAGUCGCGGGAAUCGAUACCUCCGAAGUUGCAAAGAAGGAAGCGAUUGCAACUGUUCAAGUGAAAGUAGAAAAGACGAUCGAAGUUCCUAAGAAAGAGGAUGAGAAUUCUCUCCCGAGAGAUAACAUAUCCACAGUUCCUGAGCAAGCCGACCAAAAAGCUCCUCAGGUAGAAAACGUGAUCGAAUCGCCGAACAAAGAAGUUGAAAAAUGUCUUCCAAUAAAGACAGAGAAACCUGAACCUCAGGAAAGGACUGUCGAAUCAACUCCGAUCAAAUCAGAAUCGCAGACUGUCAGCGAUCAAUCUAUCGCGAAAACCCAACAAAUCCAAAGUUCUGAACAAACUGUUGCACCUGCUCAACUGAAGACCGACCAACAGACGAUAUCUUCCCCUCAACCACUCGAAAAAUCUCCGCAAAAACCGAUCAGAGUGAAAAUAGAGCCAAAAUCAGAACCCACUUCUCCGAAGCCUGAGCAGUUGGACCAAGUGGAACCCCCAACCCCUGAGGACAUCAAAGCCGCCGGCUUCUGUCUCAUCCACAACGACCCCGAGGCAUUCAAGGACAUGGUGAUAAUUCCACCGCCGGUCUCUCAGCAGACUCCCCCAAAAUGUUCGCUGCCAAAAGCGAAAGCCUCUUCCGACCUUCAAUCCCAAUCCGACAUGUCCCCAGUCGAAAUUUGCGAGACUUCGUCCGAUAAAGUCCAGUUUUACAUCGACGAGGACGACAUUGUGGUCAUCAGUCACACACCAAAGGAGGCAAAAUCGCCGAAAAUUCUGGAAAUAAUCGAAAUUAAAGACGACGAACUCGAGGAAUCAGCAAAAGAACAGUCAAAGUCCCCGCAAACAUCGAACCUAGCAGAAUCAAUGUCCAUGGACAGCUUUUGGUACAGCAAACGCCAGUACCACACAGCCGAGAGAGACUUCUUCGAGGCACUCGCCUCAAAGCCAAAGCAAAAGGUCUCGGAACCACUAGAUAAAUCAAAUCGCGACAAUAACAAUGACGAUUCCCACGGGGAUUCGGGUAAUGGUGGUGGUACCAAAGACACAACUAACACAUGCACCACAUCGGCAUUACCAUUUACCGAAAGACUCGUCGCGGAUUUACCGGGUGGCAUGUGUAGCUGGAACGACUACAGCACCUAUUUAGCUAUCGAUACUGACGACACGCGGGUGGAUCCACGUAACAAUUAUCAAAAUGACAUUACCAAACGCGUCGAUAACGAUCACCAAACCUCCUAUUACAUUGCUUCUGUAUCUCUUCUCUCUGAAUCUAUGAUAUCCCAUUCCGAUAUUCCCUCUCCACAGUCCACACAUUUAGGUAGAGAAACUGGGGAAUCAGUGGUGCUGUCAACUGACGAUGUCGAGGCGGAGAUGGUGAUGGAAAACGUGACUAAUGGAAUUCUUGGGUUCAAGGAGUCGCUGGAGGGUGAUAUUCAUAAUCUCAGAGUGGCUGUUAAUAGACUCGAAGAGGCCCUCGGUGAUUUACCGAGGGAUAGUUUACAGACAAUGCUGUUAACGCUUGUGACAAUUCAAAGGGAUCUUCAAAUGCACGACCAAGCAGGCACAAAACUUCAGGAAGAACUCAGUAAAAUUCAUCCCAGCGCGGAUACUCAGGAACUAGCAGCUUUGCUAGCUGGAAUUCGUACGAGGAUUGUAGCUCUUCUGUCCCAGGUAGAGCAGGGACGAAUGACCCUGGAGAGAGCACAAGCGGAUCAAGAAAGACGUGAGCAGGAGGUCCUCGAGUACAGGAAAUUCCUCGAUGAGACUGACGUCUGGUUGAGGGCCUUGAUCAUGUCGUUUAGUCAGCAGCACACGUCCGAGUCGUACAAGGCCCUGCAGGACGAGUUGAAGAGCAAAGCAGAUCGGGUCACCAAGCUGGAGGCUCUUCCCGAGGUCAAUGCAUUAGCAAAGGGACUGAAGGAUGCACUGAUGGAGAUGAAGACAAAAAUAAGUGAAAAGCAGCAGGAAUUGGAGGCCGUGCCCCUGGAGCCCGACGGCUCGUCAGUGGAUCAGGCGCCAUCCCUUCCCCCAGCGGAGGAGUCCCCCUCCUGGACCGACGUUUCCCUGCAAACAGGCCAGAGCCUGGCAGGUCAAGCCCCAGCCCACCUCACCAAGCAGACCUCAACCUCCCAGAUCCUCGCCGCCCCGGCACUCCAAGGGGAGCCAAUCCCCACCCAAGUCAGCCUGGAGCCCAAAUUCCAGGAGACCAUCAAAGUCCGAAAGACAGCGGACGACACCCACGAUGUCCUCGAGAUCGCCACCAAGAACAUCCCCUCGACGUCAGACCACACCGACAAGACCAAGACCGAAGACAUCGUCGUGGACAUGAAGUACCAAGACGCCAAGUUACAGCAAUCAGCAUCAUCGGAAUUGAGCAUUCACCAUGCAGCACCUCAGGCCUUUGAAACAAUUGUGGUUGAGCCCGAUGACGUGACGACUGAGGUGGUGGUGGACGCUGACGGCACGAGGCGAAUAAUCGUGAGGAAGUUGAAGAGAACUCAAACGACUCAACAACAAGUCUCGCAGGUGUCGACUCUUCUCGGUGAGGCCCCAGCAGUGAAGACCUUUUCAGAAGCGACAAUGCGAGGUCAGCAGAUCACCCUGAGUAGGACAAGGCCCGAUGGAACUGUGGAGGUCUCCACCAGGCGGACUUACGGAGGGAAAGUCACGACAGGAGCACCAGGUGACGUUAACGUGGAGGAGUUCGAGGCGGAGCCUCAGUACACGCGCACUGUUGUCCGAGGGGAGUUGGAGGACGUGACACCAGAGGAGAUUCUUGACGCGGAGAUGGCCUCCACAGCUGGAGAAUACCAGACGAAGACGUCGAGUGUUCACGCGGUGGUGCAGCAGGUGACGAGACGAGUGAUCAAGAAGACGAGAAGAAUUAUCCGGAAGGUGACGAUCAUCGAUGGCAAGGAGACGACCUCCGAAGAGGUGAUCGAAGAGCCUGAGGAGGUGGAGAUCGACGACCAGGACAUUCCGCACAUCUGUAUUAAUGUUGCGAAGCAGGAGGAGGCGAGGUCUGUGCAAACAAACGAUGGUAGAGGACAGGCACCUGGUAGUCCCUUGCAAGGGCCAUUCUUUGGGCCCUUCGAGGGGUCAGUUGGACAAGUGGAAGAAGUAACAGCAGCUGGAGUUGAAGAGAAAAUGACAGAAAAAUUGAUCGAACCAUCAGGUGUGGAAGACGAAUCGAAAUUAAUUGACGACGAACCAACGCACAAUAUCGAGAGAGGAGAGGAAGGAAAAGUCACUCCUAGUUCUCCGGAGGACACAAAAAUAGAUGUUGAAGAGCAUGAAAUUGUCUCGGAAGAAUCAAAACCCGAACCCACUGAGGAAGAUUCAAAACUGCUCGAGGUAAUGAAGUCCUCCCCAAUUGGACUCUUGACCCAAUCGCUGAUCGAUUCUGAACGCUCCGCUGUUUUGCAGAGCCCUGAGUUCACUGAACAGCCCGAGCCACUCGAUAAACCCGAGCCAGAUGCCCCCGAUGAGGAGCAACAGACAGAGUCCACUUGUAAGUCAGUCGAUGCACCUGGUAUCGAAGUAGAGACAGGCACGGUAGAUGUAGCUAAGCACCCUGAGAGUAGCCUCACCGUAGAAUCUGUUGAUGUGAUCAGUUUAAUUGUCCCAGAGGAUGAGUCGAGGAUCUCAGGAGACGAUCAGCAACCAUAUUUGGAAGACCCUCGGCAACGUGAAAGCCUCUCACCCGAAAAAUCAGGAGAAAAAGUGGAAAUUUCGCUGUCAGUUCGUGGAAAUGAGGACGAAAAUCUUCCGAAAUUCGCUGUUGUUACAGAAUCACAAAGACGAGCUGAUGAUAUCUACCAAAUCGUCAAAGAAGCCAUCGAUAUUGAAUUACCCAUCGAGGACAAAACCCCCGAAAUUCCCCAAGUGCUCGAGCGCAGAGAGAAACCAAUAGUCGAAAAAGUUGAGAUUUCCCUGUCGAUCAAAAAGGAAUCAGAGACCCCUGAGGCAUCGGUAUCCCUGCAAACCGCAGUGGAACGUCCGGAGGAUGAUGGGACUUACCUCAUCACGAAAGAGGAAAUAAAAAUGGAGCUCCCAGAAACCGAGACAGUCUCCCAGAAGACAGAGCCCACUGUCGAUCCCCUGGACAAGAGUGAAACGGAGUCGACAGUCAGUCGAAGAAGUAGAAAAAAGAAAAAACGCAAAGAUCCCGACUCCCCGGAGAAAGCCUCUGGGGAGUCCGACACUUCGAUCGCGACGACAAUAGCUGAGUCCACGGAUAUAAACCUACCUUUAUCGGAGUCGCCUAGGCAACCGAGUGAACAGCCACAGCCUGACGUUCUAGAACUAACCGAAACAUCACUGAUAUUGUCUAGCCACCAGGAAGGGACUUGCGAGAUUGGUUACGAGCCGGAGGACAGAACGACUGUCGAGGAGAUGUCGCUGACUCAAGACGAUGAUUUGAGUAAAAAGAAGAGAAAGAAGAAGCGGAAGAGGCAGAUGGAGAGGGGAAUGGGUGACGAAGAGGAAGAGAAAGAACUCAGGAUGGUUUGUUCGGUGGCUGAGGUCGACACCCAAACACUUUUCGAAACCAAAGAUGUCUCGGUGGCGCCUGAGGACAUUCCUGAAGAGGCAGCAUCCCCAGGGCCUCCCCAAACCGCCCAAAAACAAGAAGUCCACACGGAAAUCCAGACAUCUCCGACGCCAGUCUUGGACUCUGGAAUGCAAACCACCGAGCUUUUGCGAUCACCAGACAAGGAAGAGUGCUCGAUACAAACGACGACGCCCGAGCAAACCCCCAGGGCAGAGGGAGGUGUCCAAACGAGUCCCCUGACGAAUCAAGAGCCACCGCCAGUUCCUCCAGUAAAAGAGACCGAGGAGAUCGAGGUCCAGACGACAGUUGACGUCGACACUUUCGGCAUCCAGACAUCCCCGAUGGAGAACGUGUGCGCUGCUACCGCCGAAAUCGAGACCCAAACGUCUCAAGUGUCCCAGGAGCCCGGGAAAAUCUCUCGGACAGAGUCAUUCGAAGACGCCGAACAGCAGACGACCCCUCCCCCGGAGGAGCCCCCAAAAACAAUCCUCGAGGACACAUCGAUGCAAACCUCCAGCCCGGAGGCCCCCGUGACGACUGAAGUGGACGUGCAAACGACCCCAGAGGCACCCGAAACCCAACACCCCGAGGUACCAGGCAAUUUGAUCGAACCAAUUGUUGUUGCAACCAUGGAAACGCAAACCAGUCCCGAAGAUACGCCGCGCAUCUCCCACCAAGAAAUCCAAGUGCAAACCAAGAGUCCAGAGCCGACGGUCGAGUCAGUGAUACAAACGAGUCCCGAGCCAGAGGCGCAAUCGCCCGAGCAAAUGAAUCUCAGUGCACAAACGAGUUUCGAGGGUAAAGUCAUCACAGCUGAAGAGGAAGUGCAGACACUGAGUCCCGAGGCCAAGGAGACAGCAGAUUCCUUCAUUCAAAUCGAGAGAGGUGAGUUGAUUGCGACGAAGGAGGAGAGCAUUCAGAUACUGCCGGAUACGGCGGAGAUAAGUCUUCAGACGUCUGAAGGAGAUAAACGCGAGGAGGUCGAGGAGCCCGAGAAGAUAUCGGUGUCGCAGCAGGCGACAGUCGACUCCGCCGAGGCCUCGACGAUGCCAGAGGUCGAUGAUUUAACGAUUGAGAGGGCGAUAUCGCCGAUGCCCGUUGGAGCCCCGCCACCGAGUCCCCCGAAGGAGCGGGAAGAGCCGCUGGAGCCCCUUCGUGGGCUCCCCCCUCCCGCAAUUCCCGAUGAGGAGAUGGUGGACGUGGAGAGAGAUGGGCAGAGGAAGGAGGAAGCGACCUUAGAAGCCUCCGAAAAAGACUCCACCGACACAUCCCUGGAGAUUCACGUGCAAGCAACGAUCGAUCUCGACAGCACGACAGCCGACUCUUGCCUGAGUGAAUCAACUGAUAUUACUCACGAUACCACAAUUACGGAUGAAUUCAGUGAACCCAGGGGGGGCGACACCGAGGAUAAAUCUCGGAGGCGUGCAAAGAAGAAGAAGAAGAAAUCGAAAACAGGUAAAGAGGGGGAACACGAGCAGCAGGAUCGCGGGUCGAAGGACCUGGGCUCGAUAUUCGGACAGCCAUCGUCGAAAAAAGCAGCUGCGAUGAAGCUGUCGUACUCCGAUGUUGCAAGGAAGGGGUCUCACGAUUCGGAACCUGAGGAGGAUAACAGGGGGCUUGGAGGGGUCUCCUCGGACCUGAGGGUCAGGAGAUUCGAGCAGUACCAGAAGCAGGGGGAGGACUCUAAGGAAGCGGGAUUGAAAGUCCGACUGGAAGCCCCAGGGGCUGAACAGCUGAAGAUGAAGGAGACGCUGAGGGAAACGAGCCCACACGGCGGGAGGAUUGAAGUCACGAUGCAGGUGAGGGAGACGAAAGCUGCGCCAAGGGCAAUCAGCAUCGAAACACCGGAGCCGAUGGACACGUCGGAGGAGCCCCUUUCCCCGAUGGAAUCAGUUCUGAGGAAGGACGACGCUGCCUGGGGAGAUGCAUGCCAGCGGUCUUCACUCCCGGAGACGGCGCACACGUCGACCUUCGGACCCGGGCAGAUCACCCGAAGGACGCAGAUGACGAGGAGGAUGUCGGAUCGUUUGAAUAAUCUGCAGAACGCGAGGCAAACCAGCCUCCUAUCCAACAUCCUCCACAUGGCAACCCUCGAGGACGUCUCGAACGAAGCAUCUGUCGACGAACGAGUGUCAGAGGUUCAGAAUCAGCUGACGCAUCUGGAAAGAGCAGUCGAGAAGCAGGACAUUGUUGUCGUGGAGGAGACUAUCGUGACGAUCAUCGAGAUCAUCUCGACGUGGUUGGAAACCAUCGAGUAUCGAGUGUUUCUGGGGCGAGAGAGUUCUGGGGGACCGACGACUGAGGACAGUCGGAAGAUCAGGGGAUUGAAGGACGAGGUGUGUCACGUUGACAAUUCUCUGAAGCAGUUGGAUCAGAUGCUGAGGAGAGGCGAGCUGGAUUUCCCUGAGGAGGAGAGGGAGGGGAUCAGGGAGUGCGUGGAGGCCUUGGAGAGUCAGGUGAAGGCCAUUGAACACGUGACGAUCGAUGAGGAGCGGCUGACGAGCUCCGAGCUGACUAGGUGGGAGGAGUUCCUCAAUGGAGUGGAGACCAUUCUGAAACUGAUGAAGGACCACCAGGAGGAGUUCCAACGGGUGAUCCAGGAGGGGGGCUCGACUAUCUGGAAGCUGCAGGAGCUCGACAGGCUGGAGAUUGUUAAUAGGAGCCAUCUUUGGAAGGCCAGUAGUCUCGUGACGACCGCGAAGAAGAUCCUGAGGGAUCAUCCUGGGAGGGUUGUCCCCGAGGAGACGUUUGAAGCUCACGAUAUUGGGCAGGAGGUUGAGCAUGGAAUCCAUGUGGAGAGGGAGCGACUGAUGCAGCUGCUGUCGCUCGCCGAGGAGUACGAGCAGACUCUCCAGGAGUUUGCGCAGAUCACGGAUGUGGCUGAGGACCUUUUGGCUGCUCCCAUCUCGGUCGGCAGCCUGGAACACCUGAGGGAGGAAAUGCAGAAGCACAGGAAGUUCUUUGUGAAUUUGAAUCACUGCAGGGCCAUUCUGGAGAGCCUCGAGGGCAAUCUCGAUCCUGAAACCAGGGAGAAGCAUGCUGGACUGCAUGAGGAACUGCACAGUCGAGCCAAUACUCUGCUGGAUAGGGCGGCGUCGAAGGCGCAGCAGAUGGCACUGGCCGCCUCCAGGUGGAUGAUGCUCGAGCAGGGGGUCAAGGAGGAGAGAGGCUGGCUGGGGGUCGCUCAUCAGAGGGUGCCCGAUUUGAGCACUGUCACUUCGUCUGAUUAUGAUCAGUACAUCUCGCUUUAUCAGACACUCUCAUCAGACAUCGCAGCCCAUCAAGCGCGUCUAAUUCAGCUCGUAAACGUCGCCAGUGCACUUGAAGAGUUAAUAACCAUCGAGGACCCAGACGAUCGGUAUUCCGAGGCACUCGACGUCAUUGCAAGACUCCAGGAUAACGUGGAUACUUCUUUGCGGUAUCUCCUGGCGUUCAAAGAGAGCUGGUGCACUCGAGAGUUAUUAGUCAAUCGCCUUGAGAAUUGGAUGGCCAGGGCCGAACGAGAGCUUGGCUCUGUUCAAGAUCACUGGGAGGGACAAAUGCGUCAGUUCUGGGAAUUGAAAGCUCAAUACGAAGUCCACAACAACAUGCGAACAGAGUCGAACAUCUGUUUCGAGCAGUCCCUCCGAAUAAUCCCCCUGUCCGACGAGAUGGUGCAGCGUCAGUUCCAGGGAGAGCUCCAGGACCGCUGGCACUCGAUCUCAAAUCGAAUCCACUCGAUCCAAAAAUCCAUAGCCGAUACCAUUUCCUCGGAGGACACACCAGUGGACGAGAAGCUUCGUCUUCUCGAGAGGGAGCUCAACGAGCUCAGAACAACAAUCGACGGUUUCUACGGGGUUCUCAAGACCGAGGAGGAGCUUGAGUUGUAUGUUGAGAGGCUGUCAGUCAUGUUUGAGAGGGUUUGCCUCAUUCAGGACGAGUUGGGUCGAUUGGGAAUGCUGCCAGCAGCUGAGAGUGAGAAAGUCGGAGUUCUUCUGUCCUCAGCGAGGAGAAUUGAGGGUCAGAUUGGUGAGGAGUUGGAUGCGGCGCAGCUGCUCUCAGAGCGGCUCAAGGCACUCGAGAGGGGUCUCUCGAGGAUCAGGAAGGCGCAUGCGAGACAGUCAUUGAUUCUGGAUCAGUGUGAGGACUGCGAAAGCCAAGGGAGUGAUGUGGUUGCAGGGGGAGUGGAGAGGUGCCAGCAAGUGGCUUCUGAGCUUGAGGUACUUUGGAAGGAGAUCAUGUCGCUCAGGCAGCUCCUCCAUACACUCCCAGGGGGCAUGAGGGUCUCCGUCUCAGCUGUGGGAAUUGAAAGGGACAUAUCGAACCUCCAAGAUGUGCACACGGAACUGGAGUCCAGGUGUGCCAGGCUCUUGGCAUUGUUGAAGAACAGGCUGGAACUUUGGAGGAGGUUCGAGAGACAGUUGGAACUUGUACAGCAGUCGGUGCAGGAGGCUGAUUAUAUGAUGGAAUUGCUGACGGUGCAGGGGACUGUCGAUUAUGAGAGACUGCUCAAGGCCACUGAGAGGCUGGAGGGUUUGAACGGUGAUUUGGGCGCCCGGGAGGUGCUGAUUGGCGAACUUCGCGAGGCGGCUGAGCCCCUGCGGGAGAGCUGCGCUCCGGAGGUCGGCGAAAGGGUAGACGCUGCGGUGAAUGAAGCCAUUCAAGCUUGGGAAGAUACCAGGGCUGAACUUAAUGCCCUCUGCACAAAGUAUCAACGCGCCGUGAGACUCUGGGAGCAAUAUAGGGAGGCCAGUGCUGCUGUAAAAUCUUUUGUGGACACGCAAAUGGGAAGUGUCACCAAUUUACCACCAGAAGAGGCACGCAAACAAGUCAAGGUCUGCGAGGAAACCCUCGCUGAGCAUAAAGAAAGACUGGCCGAGUUGAGGGGUCUGGUGGCACAAAUUGCCUCUGACGUUGGUCUGGAUGCUGAUGGACCAUUGCAUUGUGAAGUUGAGGCGCUGGGGAGGAGGCUGGAGGAUGUCAGGGAGACACUGUCUACUCUGGCUGACACUGCUGAUGCUAGGGCGCUCAAUAAGGAACUCGCACGUGGAGAUUUGUGCCAGACGAAGAAUUUCUUGGAUUCCGUCCAACAGAGCCUAACGACGAUCCCCCAAGGGGAAUCAAAAGAGCAACUGAACCUCCUCCGUAAACACCUCCUGGCGUUGACGAAAACCGAGCCCCAGCUUCAAUCAAUCAAAGACCGCGCCCUGGAGGCCGUAACGCAGGAGCCCUCCGUCGUGGAGGUCCUCCAGCUCUGGCAGCGUGUCUUCCGCGAGACCUUCCAGCAGUACCACCGGCUCUCGGCGCGGCUAGUCCGCUCGGAGGACGUCUCUGCGGCCCUCCGUCUCUGGCAGGAGUACCUCUCCCACGUCCAGGAGUUCCUCUCCAGCGACCCCCCGGGCGACUACAACGGUCUCUCCGAGCACAGAAACCUCUGCGAGGUCCACAAGAACCUCUUGACCGACCAACAGCACCUGAUCCUCUCCAUCAGAGCGGAGAAGGGUCGAGACCUGUCAGUGGCUGAGCAAUUCAACGCUUUGACGAACCUCCACAAUGAGACCCUCUCCAAGAUCAUGGACAGGCACGCCUCAGUGCGGGACAGACUCGACGCCUGGGACAGAUACAGAGAGGACCUCAACAAUCUCCUCGCCUGGCUGAAGGACAUCGAGCGAGAGAAGAGUCGACUCCAACUUCGUUUCAUCCACCUGCGACGCCUCGACAAGAUCCUCACGAAGAUAGAGAUCCUCAUCGAGAGGCUGCCCACCGGUGAAUCCCAGAUGGACUCUCUCGUGGAGCAGCAAGAGGCUCUUCUUGCUGACUGCGAGGAGGCCCUGGCUGUCUCCGUCCGCAUGGAGCACGCCGCCAACCUCCAGAGGGUCAACAACGUAAGGGCAAGCCUCGAGACCUGGAAGGGCUUCGUCAUCAGAAUAAGAAAUCUCAACGCCAAGCACGUGGACCAGACGUCAGUCAUCACCAAGACCCUGACGGAGGUCAGCCAAUCGUUGUCAUCGGCCUUCCACGCAGCCCCUGGCAGUCUCCUGCAGGCGAGAGAACAGCUGGACUCGCUCAGCCAAAUAAGAGUGAAGCUCAUUCACGCGUCAACUGAUCUCGAGACCCUGGGAGUCACCACGGAGCAGCUGAGGGAGUGCCUCAGUCCGUCUGACAUGAAGAGUCUCAAUCAACAUGUUUCGUUGCUCUGGCAACAGCACGGAGAUCUCGAGCACCAGUUGGCCUUGUUGGCUUACAGGCUAGGGGAGAGGGUUGGAUUGAGGGGCAAGUGGGAGAAACGGCUGUCGAGGUUUCUCAUCUGGCUGACGGACGCUGAGAUAAGAAUGCACAGCUGUGAUUCCGGGCUGGAGGAGCCGGAGGAGGCCUUGAAGAGACUCGAGGGAGAGCUCCACGCGGAGAUGGCGUUGAAGCAACGAGAGCUGGACUGGCUGCAGAGGACGGGAGAAGAACUCGUCAAAAUGACGGAGUCUGGGGAGAGGGGGAAGCUGAAGGAUUCGUUGGACCAAGUUGUCGAACGGUGGGCGAGGCUCAUGAGCACUGGAAAGGCGCGGGCGAAUAAACUCGUGGACUUGAUGCAGACGAUGAGCUCGUUGGAGCGGAGGAUAGCUGAGAUAAGGGCUUGGUUGGGAAGAGUCGAGAUGCAGCUGACUGAACCGUUCAUCGUUGAGUCCAAGAGCCAGGAGACGAUUAACAACAAGUUGAAGGAUCAUGAGCAGCUGCAGAGGACGAUUGAAGCUGAGAGUGGAAACAUCGGGGAGGUUUUCAACCUCUGUGAGAUCCUUCUGAGCGACUGUGACGCCUGGAAGACGUCGUUCAAUACUGAAGCCAUCAGAUCCGGAAUGCAGGGACUUGAGAAGAGGUGGAAGUCGACUUGUGUCAGGUCGGCGGAUCGAAAGCGCAAGAUCGCAACAGCUUGGAAACUCAUUCAGGAGUUGGAUAGGAUUGAGGUGGAGCAGGAGAGCUGGAUCGAGGGAGUGGAGAGGGAGUUGAGCUCGAUGGAGGAGUCCUUGGAUAAGGUAUCCAAGGAGGACUCGGAGCAGACCAUGAGCAGGGCUAGGAGGGUCGUCAAGGACGUUGAUGCGCACAGGCCUGCCCUUCAGAUAUUGGAGGGGAGCUACAGCAGAUUGGCGAAGGGAGGACUCGAACCGGAGAAUCUCAAGAGUCUUACAGCUGGAGUGAGGGUUGUUUUGGAGAGGUGGCAUGGACUGAAGCCGAGGGCCAAUGCCAUUAUCAAUGCUCUUCAGAGGGAGCAGAAGGCGUAUCGAGAGUUCAUCACUGCUCAUGGAUCUGCUGUUGUUGGACUGACGCAGAUCGAUGUGAGGUUGACUCAGGUUCAGCAUCUCAUGGGCGAUCAUUCGAUGAACUCGAGGAGGAGACUGGCGCAGGUCGGGGAGAUUGAGAGGGAGCUGGACGUUAUGAGUGGAACUCUACAGAGGGCUGAUCAGCUGGCUCUCAGUGUCAUGAGGGACUGCCAUUCGGAGGAUGUUCAUGCUGUGCAGGAGCUCGUUGAUGAGUACCAGCUGCUGUGGCAGGAUAUCAAGAGCAGGGUUGCCAAGUUGAAGGGUGAGCUGGAGGCUAGUGAGAGGAGGGAGGUCGACGAGGCUGUCCAGGUGGAGACUCUCAAGUUUGAGCAGGACUCGGCGGUUCAGGUUGACACGCUGCCCAGGCUCAUCAGGAUGACGUCGUGCGAUGCUUAUCUGAUGGAGCUGGAAGCCGCUAUUGAGGAGUGCAGGGGGGCCAUGGAGGCGCUGGAAGAUGCGGUGGCGUUGGAGCCUGUGGCUGGACCCGGGUUAGCUGCUGCUGGCAAGAAUAUUGGCAAGCUCAUUGCCAGCUGUCAGUCUGCUGUGGAACUCGCGAGGCAUUUGCAUGGACUGUUGGUACAGGAUGAUAAGGUUGAUGGGGAGACUGCCAGGGGAAGGGAGGUGGAGGAGUUGGGGACGCGGUAUGAGGGACUCCUCAAGAGGGCCAGGGAGAGGGAGCAGCAGAUUAGAGAUAUCAGGUCGCCAAUUAUCGAUACUUACACUAUGCCAUGUGAACAUGAUGGAGGAAGGCUGACAUGUCCCCUCUGCAGUCGCCGCAACUGGGCGCAGUUGGAUAUUGACCUCUGGCGGCUGGAGAAAUGGUUGGAGUACGCCGAAGGCACCCAGAGUGAGCAGCACUCGCCCCCAGGUAACAUCGAGGAGCUGGAGGACAUCAUCCAGGAUCACAGGGAGUUUCUGCUGGACCUGGACAGCCACAAGAGCAUAGUAGUGAGUCUGAACAUCGUGGGAACUCACCUGGCGGACCACACGGAGGACGUGGAGAGGGCGCAGGAGCUGAGGGACAGGCUGUCAGUGGCAAACUCCAGGUGGGAGAAGGUCUGCCAGAGUGCAGCCACCUGGCAGGAGGCACUGCAGUCGGCUCUAAUGGGCAAUCAGCAGUUCCACAGGAUUGUGGAUGAGCUCGUGUGCUGGCUGGAGAGGACUGAGGCCUCCAUUCGUGCAUCAGAACCCAUUGAUUUGACCGAGAACACCAACAUCAUCAGCUCCAAGUACGAAAAAUUCAGGGAAUUGAGGAGUGAUUUGGAGAGGUGCGAGCCCAGGGUUCUCUCCCUCCAGGAGGCUGCCAAUCAAUUGCUGGAGGAGCAUGUGGACACCAGGAGUCGACUUCAGGAGCUCAGGCUCAGGCUGCAGUCGCUGAGGAGGCUCACGGGAAUUUAUGCUUUGAAACUGGGCGCUGCCUUGGGACUCGAUCCCAAGGAGGUGGGACUCGCUGCUACCACUUCGUCACUUGCUGCCCUCUCUCAAGAUCUGCUCGAUGGAGCUUCAACGUCCUCUGGCCAGCCCCUCGACGCUUCAUCAAUUGAUGGUGACGAACGAGAUCGUACGGUAUUGGUUCGUGGAUACCGUUUCUUAGGCCGUGUAUUAAGGGCUUCCCUCCCGAUCCAAGCGCUGAUGCUACUCUUGCUUGGCGUUGCUUCGUUGGUACCCGCUGCCGAAGACGAUUACAGCUGUAUGCUAUCUAACAACUUCGCGAGGACCUUCACACCCGUGGUAGACUAUCCAAACGGUCCGCCGCCCCUAUAAGACUCACAAAACCGAAUCCUUCGAAAAUAGAAUUUCGUCGAUUCAUCCCAAUCUGAAUUCAAUCAUGAAGUAUUAAUUAUUUUUCACACUUUCCUUUGACCAAAAGUCUGUUCCCCCAAUUGUAAAUACGACGCCAAUGAGAAAUGAUAGGCUCGAGAGUUCGUGAAUGUCAGUCAAAAAUGCCAAUUAAUUUAUUCAAUUAUUUUGUAUAUUAUGGUAUUUGUUAUUGUGCAGUACGUGAUUAACGACUAAAAAAGUGUUUUUGUUUUCUCUCGACAUCUACUUACUUGUGAUUGACCGAAAAGUUGUUCACUCCAUGAUUUUUUACUGGUGCUAUUCAGUGAUGAGGUAUCGAAAUGUCAAAACGAAUUUCUUGUCGAACGAUUUCGAAUGAAGGAAAAUUAGGAUAGCCCUGACGAUGUAAAAUAUUGAGGAACACGCGACUUAUUGCCGAAUAGUUACGCUUUCUAAUUGAGAUGUUCUCGCUUUACGCACAGUGAGCUUGAUUAUGUAUUUUUAUAAGAAAGAGCUUAUACGUCGAUAUUAUUAUAAUAUAUUGCUAUGAAGAUUAA